GUCCGGGAACAGAGACAGCCAAAGUAGUCCCUCACUGACACGGGUUCAAUAAGCUCAUGUCAGAGACAGAGGAGAGGUGUGUUUGAGCGCAUUAACAGUGUGAGGACCGAACCAAACCCAGACCAGACCGCUUCUUUUUUGUCUUCUUUUUAGCGUUUAAUCAUUUUUUUCUGCUCCGAGACCACCACAAAACCCGGACCGGUCAGACCUCUUUACCCCAAAUACACUCCAACCUGAACUGGACAUCAAGAAACUCCGCGUCUUUUCUUUCCUCUAUUCGCUUUUUUGUUCUUAUUUUUAUUUUUCAUUUUUUAUUUUUUUGAUGGUACAAUGUCAUCUCUGCCAGGAACUGUACCGCGGAUGAUGCGCCCGGCUCCCGGACAGAACUAUCCACGCACCGGAUUCCCUCUGGAAGGUAGGAGCAGACAGCCUGUCGGGCCUGGAGGUUUGUGAGGAGGCUGAAAUUGUAAAAGAAAUUAAAACACCUUAAAAACAACCAGGGCCUGGACUACAGGCCUACAUCAGCCCACUGUAGUUGGAUUUUUUUAUUCCAGAAAGGACGCGCAAAUGUGCCACAAAUUUUGAGUACCUUUGUUUGACUAAAGAGAGUUAAUGUUAUAAAGAUAGAUAAAUAUUUAUCAUCUUAGGUGAUCUUAAAUUUGAUUAAUAAUCAGGUUACAAUUAUGCAAACAAAUUUCCAACGAGUCUAAAUCCUCAGACAAGCUCCAUCUACACAAGUGUGGGAUUUCUUCAAGUGUCCUGGAAGCGCCUGGAAAUUCAAAUCAAAUCCUGAACAAGGAGCAGAAGAAGCAGAGGAUUACAUCAAUAUUUGGACAUCGUGAUGGUGAAUAAUGAAGACGGACAGCAGGGGCUCUUCACUUGAUCUCCAGACUCGGAUGGAGCUGUGAAGUGCCACUCCAGUUAUUAAUGGAACAGCAGCAGCAACGAAAUUUGUUUACAUGAAUUUUACGCGUAAAUGCGCACAGAGAAAAAAACCCACUGAGGCCUUUAUUUUACUUUGUACAAAUGCAUUUUAAAAAAUUCUAUGGAUUCAUUUUGGAGUCAGAAAAUACUCCACGCUGCUGCUGCUGCUGAUGCUGAGUGUGACCUCCUUGUGUCUCCCCUCACAGUGUCCACUCCUCUGGGCCAGGGGCGGGUCAACCAGCUCGGAGGGGUCUUCAUUAACGGCCGGCCGCUGCCCAACCACAUCCGGCACAAAAUCGUGGAGAUGGCCCACCACGGGAUCCGACCUUGCGUUAUCUCCAGACAGCUGCGGGUCUCCCACGGCUGCGUGUCCAAAAUCCUCUGCCGCUACCAGGAGACCGGCUCCAUCCGGCCCGGAGCUAUCGGAGGCAGCAAACCCAGGGUGAGCCGGGCCAGACAGGGACCCCAAAAUAUUAUAAAUACUUAUAACAAUUUUAUCAGCCUGUACUUGCUGUUUAACAUUUUAUUUUUGGUGCCUUUACGAGAAAUUCCUGAUUAUUCUAAGGCCUUGACAAUAAAGCAGCUCGCACUCACUCCCUCGUGUCCUCGCGCUGUCCCACCUGCAGCAGGUAGCCACGCCGGACGUGGAGAAGCGGAUAGAGGAGUACAAACGGGACAACCCCGGCAUGUUCAGCUGGGAGAUCCGGGAUAAGCUGCUGAAGGACGGCGUGUGUGACAGAAGCACAGUCCCUUCAGGUGAGGCCUCCUCUGGUAAGCCACUUUUAAUUUAAUCCACUCAUUCUCUGCGUGUUUUUAUAUCUUUUUUUUUUUUUGAGAGGUGAAAUGAAGCUGAAAAUAAGGGAGGAGUUCGUAUUAUACUCUGAUUGUUAUUUACAUCUUUUCUCUGGUUGCUGAACCUGCCUAUAUUUCCACAGUGAGCUCCAUCAGUCGCGUACUUCGAGCGCGUUUUGGGAAAAAAGACGACGAGGACGAUUGUGACAAAAAGGAUGAAGAUGGAGAGAAGAAAACCAAACACAGCAUCGACGGCAUCCUCGGCGACAAAGGUAGGCCCGAGCAGACUCUCACAGCCUCCUCUCAGCUCCUGUUGACAGCUGCUACUCUCUCUUUUUUUUGGACUCUAUACCGCCGAUGAUUUGUCGACAAAUUGGUCCUAAACGAGCGUUUAGUCGCUCCGCUCUCCUCUGAGAUCUGCUCUCCCUGCAGACGCGGAGCCGCUUAAUUAUUUAUGAUGGAGCGCUGGAGUGGAUCGCGCUCCUGUGGCGCUGCUUAAACGCUCCCCUGAAAGCAGCGCUGACAGAUGACCGAUGUGCCAGUCAAUAUCAAUUACUGAGGGGGCCUAACGGGGGCCACGCUCACCCACGGGGGGCCGUGGAGGAGCGCGGGGUCCAGCGGCCUGAAGUGCACACCAAAACAAACCUGAUGUGUAGAGGAGGAGCAGUCGAACAGAUCAGGAAAUACAAUUAAAACUAAAAGGAAAUAUCGAUAUGAUAUUUAAAUGUAUUGAACUCAUGAUAAAAAAAAUCCCAAAAAUGAGAUUAUAUGAAGAUUAUGAAUAAUCUUGUAAAUCAUGCAUGGUGUACAGCAACACUAUUGAGCAUGAUCCCACAUAUUCUCAGUGUAUCUGAUCUUUGAGUAUUUUAAGAGGGAAUUUGAAAACAUUUUUCUGAGAGUUCAUUUAUUAUAAUGACAUUUAUUUUAAUAAUAAGAGCAGUUUUAGCAAAGUUCUUAGUAUUUAUAUAACUGUGUAAAUAAAUGACAUUUUAAAUGAAAAGAAGGCUCACAUUGACUCUUGUCCGUGACGCCAAAAGCCAGGAGUUAUUCAUAAACUGAGAAAAAUAUUUUGCAUUUUUUAGUUAUUCUUAGAAAUAAAGGAAUAGAUUUAUAUAAUUGGUUGAUUGAUUGUUAGAGUUAUUCUUGCUUAUAAUUUACAAAGCUCCUACCUAAAGGACAGGUGGAAAUAUAUUGUCAAAUUUCUUCUAUAAAAAUGUUUAGAUGUUGCUUUUAAGUACAACCUCUAUGAGAAUAUUUAACCUUUUUUUCCAAACUUGAAGAGUUAAAUCUGCUAAAGGUUUGAAUUUGUGAUAAAAUUUAAUUGUAAGGCCAAUAAAAAAGAAAUAGUGCAUGGAUGUAUUUGUUUAUAUUCAAAGAGAAAUGACACUGAGAGAUCAUGAUUUACACAGAAACAGUCAGUUAACAUCAGAAAAUCCAUCUUGUAUGGGAGACCAGGUGUGACAGUGAAAAAAAAAAAGAACAUUUAAAAUUGUAACGCUUUUGCAUUUACUAAUCCUGCUCACAGAAAACAGGAAGGCAGCCUCACUGUACGGUGGCCCUGAAGGUCAAAUACUCAAUAAUUCAUUGACCACAGAGAAACUCCAAAAACAUUUCAUUGAAUGUCAGAAAAAUUUAAUAGACAUCAACAUUUGUCAUGGAGUGCAAAAACAUCUCACAAAAUACAAAAAUAUUUUACUCCACAAAAUUGAGAUAUUUCAUCAAUAAGCAGCAUUUUAAAAACAUUUCACAAAAUUCUGGUUAGGGUUAGCCAAAACAAACAAAAAAACAAAUGAACAAAAAUAAACAAAUAAAAUAAAUUAAAAUAUGAAAAAUGGAAUGAAAAAGCAUUUUGUAUUAAAUGUUAUAUUUCUUUGUAUUGCACAUUAUUUUGCAUUUCAUCAAAGAUUUUUAGGAUUUGUUGAAGAAUUUCACAUUUCAUGGAGUCUGUUUUUAUGUUGAAUGAAAUGUUGUUGUGAAAUGUUUGUGCAGUUGACCUUCAGGGCCACCAUAUCACUGCCUCAUGUCAGAAAAAAAAAAGAUAUUUAAACCCUUUUCUCAAAGUGGUCAUGUGCAGCUGAUAGUCCAAUUUUCAGUGUUUUCUGUUGUUUAAAAUAAGAGGAAAAAGUACACGCUGGGUUAGUUUCCAUCUCUGCUCUCCUCAGAAAACCAAACUCCUAUAAACCCCCUCCUCUGCCUUGCUGUGAUUGGAUCACUUUUGUCACAAUCACUGAUGAAGUGAGCGACUCUGGCGUCCUGUAGCUCUCCAUGUUUCCUGACCACCGCCUCCUCUGCUGACACCUCUCUCCGUAACGCUCUCGUCUGUCGUCCUUUUCAUGUUGUUGAGCAGAUCAGCCUCUCUGUGUGUCUCUGUCAUCCCGGCCUGCCGUUUAAUAAUUUGAAGACUUAGCCUAUUACAGCUGGUAAUGAAACCGGUGUCUUGUUGAAUAGGCGUCUGUGUUGGAGAGGGGUGUAAUAGCCUGGAGGCAUGGUAAGAAAUAUAUUUAUCCCCUAUCAGCCCUCACUCUCACAGUCCCAGGCUCAUGCAUUCUGUUGAAGGAGCUUUAAAGCAGAUUAAAUUGAGCCUUUUAUUUCUUUUCACUUUCAUCUCUCAGCCGCUCACUUCGUGGUGUGGAGCCUGCGGCGCAAAUUCAUGAGAUUUUAAGGUUUUUCCUCUCGUGUUGUUUAGAUUGUAUUUUUAAAUAUUCAUUUCAUUUGCUUUUAGAGGAUUGUGUUUUUUGGUGGCAGGUUGGCAGAGAGUCAGGGCGAGCCGUGCAGAGUUUCUGCAGCUGAAUGAAAGAGGUGCAACUGAGACAAACGCAUGCACGUGGACCCUUUACAGGCAGUUUUCACCUGAUAAAAGUCUGUUUCUGCACCUGAUAAGACAGCAGAGAGUACAAUAUGCAACACCUGCAGACUGGCACAAAAUAAUCAAGUUUACGUCUCAUAAAAACAUAAAAACAAAGGUUGACAGAGUAAAAUCUGCCUUCACUGCGGUGACAGCAAAUUAUGUUUCAUUUACUACAUGGUCCUUUUUGCUAAAUAGUAUAAAUACAAUCAAUCUCUAAAUUCUCUCUUAUGAAUAAAUGAAGCAACAACAUCAAGAGCUGAAAAUAAAAACAUUAACAAGCUGUUAUCAUAACACUUUUACCCUGUUUUCUCUACAUGCUUUUUUAACUUGAUAUUUGCAUAUAUAUAUUUUCACAUGUGCCUCUUUUGUAUAACAUUACCUCUCUUUACAUGAUAUGAAUGCAUGUUUUUUUUUUCUCUUUUUCUCUUUUGCAUGCAGGCAGCGAAAAAAAAAAGAAACAAGGUAAUUUUGUGGAGAAGGCAAAGAUGCAAAUGUGCAUUGCCUCCUAGGGUGCCCUAUAAGUCUAUGAUAAAUGCAUGAUAUAAAUACAGCCUCCACAAAAUGGAAAUAAACCUAAUUAAAUUUGAAUUUUCUUGAAAAACAUCACAGAUACACACUAUUAAUAUUUGCAGUUAAGUUGACUUAAUUUCUCCCAAAGACCUUCACAGUGUGAGCAGAAAAAACAGUGUCAGUUUGGAGUCCAGAAUAAUCUGUUUGAAAGAAAAAAAAAAGGUCGGCAGUGAGGAUGGGGCGAGCACUUCAAACAAAUCCAGUGGAAGUGACGGGAAGCAGCUUUGCAGAGGCUGUGUGGGAAGUUCUGCUGCAGCUAUUAAUAACACUUUUCCCCGGGCGUCCGCACUCACACUCCUCUCCAUCUGCACUUUCUCGCAGCUAUUCUGCCGGGUUGAAAUUGAGGGAGACCCAAAUGUUGGCUGGAGAUAACACAAUCAUCACAGCCUCGGUCCUGGGCUGAGCAUCAGUGUAUUAAACUGGGAUUAACCUCCCCUCUCCCCCGCCGCCGCCUCGCACCCAAAACUCACACUUUAAGGGACAUGUAGGAAAAAAAACUGAGGAGGCUGGAAGCCAUCAUGCAACACAGAGGAAUAAAAUCAACAGGAAAAAUCAUCAUAUUGAUCAUCUUGAAAUACACUUAUCUCUUUUGCUAAUUGAUUGAUAGUUGAAGAAAUUCAUGGGGUGAAAAUGUCUCUUUUUUUUCUCCAAUAUGAGCUUUUGGUGCCCCUCUAAUGAGUAAACAAAUUAUUCAAAAAUCUGAUUUUUUUUAAACCGAAUUUAGUGCUGCUUUUAAACACAUCUCUGUUCAAACUGAAUGACAGUAGAGUUGAAUUCAAAAUUAAAAGAAGAGAUUAAAAAAAGAAUUUAAUUUGCCACUCAGAAGUCAAAAAAAAUACUCUGAUACCUGCUGCUAAAAAAGAAAAAUAAUAAAAAACAGAAAGCCAGUUUUCUUUCAGUUAAAUGUAAUAAAAAAUCCAACUUAAUGUAAAAAUAAGGAAGAAUAGAAUUAAAAAGAGCCAUGUACAAUCAAUGCAAAAUAUUGCACAUUAUGUGGACAGUGCAAAAAGUACGAACAUCUAUCAUAGCGUCGUCUUAUGAAUAAGAUAAAUGCCUUAUUUUGUUUUGCAUUUGCAUUUAUUUUUAUCAAACUGAGAGGUGAUAGUAAAAACACAAACUUAAUAUCAAGUAAUGUCAUGGAUGAGUUCCACAAAUAUUAAAAGCAAACAUAACUCAAUAAAAUUGUUCAUAUUUUACAACAAGCUCAUCAAGCAAUCGCCCUCAGCUCUGUCUCUUUGAAAGACAAAUCGUGCAGAAGUCAUAAUCACUCUCCUCUGGCCUCCUGCUCUUAAAGGGAUUUAGUCGUCUUUGCUCUGGACAGAGAUGAAGGCUGCCCAGAGCAAGAUUAAGUUUGUUCUAUGCAAUCAUCACUUCACCUGCACAACUCUUGGGUGCAAUGUUUUUUACACUUCAGUAAGAACUUUAAUCACUCAGACCAAGAUAAGAAAAAACAUGGACCCCUUUAAUGAAUCCUCAGCAGUCAAUUUUAAAUGAUUUAUAAUGACACCUUUCUGCUUUUAAUCAGUGUCACUCAAUCACUGUUGAUCAAGUUUCCCUUAAGGGUCAAUGAGCUCUGAGUUAAACUGAGCUGAUAGAAAAAUGAAAAAGCUUGUUGAAGCCUAAAUAGGUUGGAAAUGAUGGUUAGAUACAGUAGACAGUCGUGACCACAUAGGUUAAACUCUGUUGCUGUCAAAUAAAACUAGAAAUAGAGUUUAUAGUAUUGAUAGAGAAAAUCAGUGAUGUGCUCUGAUUUUAAUGAGAAUAAACUGAGAUUUGUUUCUCCUCUCAUGAAGAGGUGGUUGCAAAAUUAAAAAUUAAACUACAGCUGUCCUUCAAAAUAAAAGUUGCUCUACUUCUGGUGUGAAAUUAAAAUGCCUCAAACAGACUCACUACUUUAGACCGUUUCUUGUGUGCACUCUGUGUGCAUUUAUAACAUCCUGUGAGAAUGAAUGAAUUUGCUGACUUAUAGUUCAAAUGUCGCUCUGCUGCAGGUCAGACUCCCUCUGAGCGAGUGUGUGAGGUCUCUCUCCUCUUUAGGACAUAAACUGAAAGGGUUAAUGUUUGGAUGGUUGGAGGAGGCUGUGCAGGCUGGUAGAGACGCCAUUAAAGAUCUCCCUGAUCCCUGUUGGGAAACUGGGUCACUGUGACAGCAGCACUCAGAGACAGGAGGGGAGAAAGUUACACAAGACUUUGACUGGAGGAGAGAAGAAUGAGGAAAUAACAAGAGAGGGCGUGAAACAAGCUGUAUUUUUUAUUUAGUGCAGGUGUACUUAAAAGAAAUAGUCAUGAAUGGUGUUGUAGUCGUGCAUCUAGCACUUAUAAUAACAUAAAAGGUCCUUGUUUGGUUGGAUGGGAAGAAUUAGGGGGCCACUAUAAAUUUAGUUAAGUUCGUUGGUUUACACUCAUACAAGUAAUACAGAUUAUCGUACACUGAGACAGUAACAGAUGUGAUGGAGAGGUGCGAAAAGCCCUCUAAGGGAACACAACUAACGUCAGUCUCUGAAAUAGCAGAGGAAUCAUUAUGUUUUUCUCAUAGUCAUCUUCAUUUUUAUAGCCUCAGCAUCACACUUAAGACACAGUUCAGAUUUAUUCUGAUUCUCCAUUUCAUGUCUGAGCUGAGUGACCUGCAGACGGAGUAGUCCUCUAAACUGACAUCUAAACGGAAAUGUUGUUGACAAACCAGGUGGCCUCAUCGGAGUCUGAAGUAAAUGGUUUUUAAAUCAAACUCUGACCCUCCUGAUUACAUUGAAGUUUAAUGAUAAUAGCAGGAAAAAUAGGUGAAUCACAUGCUUAUAUCUGAUGAUUCAGCUCAUGGUUUAUUUAUGAUAAAACUAAAAAUAAGAAAAGGGAAGGAAACCCAACCCAAAUCUCUUCAGUGUUUUGUAUUAUUUCUUAUGAAAUGUCUUACUCUGCUUAAUUUAUGCUACAGUCACCUGACAGGGCCAACUAACUCUCUUAUUUCGGAAUAUUUUACCCCAAGACAAGACUUGACUUGCUUUCAGGAGUAAUAACAUCUGCUGAUGGAAUUAAAUAUAAAGAUCAUAAACUAUGGCAUUUACUUUUUUGACAAACUUAACUGCUAUUCAUUUCAUUUUAAAACUUGAGUUUCAAAGUUUUCAUAUUUAAUGAUAGAUUACUUUUUUUUAAGUUUAAGAAAUGUAGGUCCUAUUUUGACGUGUAAAACUGUGAAAUAAGACAUUUUUCCUAAAUUAAGACAAAAAUACUGUAUAAGAUUGAAUUUUUUGCUGCGUAGUGAAAAAAAGUGAUAAAUAUUGAGGUGUCAAAUGCAGGCGAAAGUGUCUUCAAACCAAAAACAUUUCAGAUGUCCAUUUGCUUUGGAAACAGGAACAUUUGUUUUAAUAACCAGCUGCUACCGUAAAGUCAGACCUUGUUGCCUUCUGCACACAUAUUGUCCUUUUUCAGUCAUCUUUGUCAUUGUUUGGACCCAUCUGUUGACUCAUUCAGUCUAAUUAAAGUCUCCUGAACUGCAGCUCUGUGUGGCGCCUCGUUGUAAAGCUUAAAAUCAUCACAGUUAAAUUGUUGUAAAUAGAUCUGAGCAUGCAGGAGGCUAAUUGUCUGGUUUCUUCCCUCCUCUGCAGUGUCCAUUAGCAUUUCUGUCGGGGCUGACCUACUUGUUGAUUUUCCUUUAUUUCUUUGGAGCUCUCUGGACUUGUCAAUGAUGUCUUUGAGAAAACAAAUAUAUAUAAAGGGGGAGCUGCUGGACUGGGAGGGGGGCUUUGAAUGGGAGAAUAGCAGCCCACUUCUUUGCCAUGGAGUGUUCAGUAGCCGUCCCUUAAUCCUCCUUUCAUUUCGCCGACAAAUGCCAAGAAUCUUGUCUGGCGACCCGAUGGGAAGCUGAUCAGCCAACAAAAGGGGAGCGGGGCACAAAGAGCAAACAGGCAGGACGGGCGGAGGGCAGGCAGGAGCCUAGAGCAGCACAUUAACACCACAGUUUUCAGAGGAAACACUCAGGACAAACAGGGAAAACAGCAACAAUGCAAAGACAACAAAUUAAUUUAAUGUCAGAGCUUUGCUUGGUCUUUAACCAAGCCUGUGGUGAGGCUUCAGGAGAGUUGGAGAGCUCCUGUGCUGCUGCUGCUGCACUGCAAAAACACAAAUCUAACCCAGUGGAUUUGUCUGAUUUGUGGCCAGAAAACCAUGAAACCAUUACACCUCACUGAAGCCACAGAGACCCAACAAAUCCAUAUAUUAUAUAUCAUUUCAAAAUAUUAAAAGCCAAAAGUAGGGUGUGUAAGAGUGACCUGCAGGUCGCUUCUCUACAUUAACACAUAAUUUAAGAACUGUCAUAAUGAUCAUACCAAAGGUACAGAGUUGUCAAGUUGUCAAUGUUUCAUUUUUUUGCAUUUAACCCAAUUGACUCUUGCUAAUAUGUGUGUCAAUUGUUUUUGUACGUAACAUUAAAGAUCACCUAGGAUAUAGCCCAACGGUAACAAGCUAAGAGGGAGCAUGUCGCCAUCUACAGUGGUGAAGUGGACAAACUCUUGUCAGUACAUUGACUCUUGCCUUGUGUUUCUAGACUAGGUUAAGAACAGUAUCCUAACAGAGGUAUAAAUAUAGCUUGACUUAAAGCUCCUGUGAGAGUUUCUUUAUGCUUGUUAAAAAGCUUUUUUAUGAUCAACAAACAAACAAACAAACAAACAAUAAAUAAAAGUAUCUACAACAAUAAUGACCUAAUCCUGAGUUUUUCAAGUCUAACACUGGUGCGAGGGGGGUAGGUGUCAGCCAAGCAAGUAAGAAAUAGCCACGCUUUUACAACUUAAACAUCAAAUAUUCACUAUGAACAAUACAGUACACAGUCAAAUAUCAUCAUUAUAAGAAUUUAGUGUGUAGAGGACAAGAUAAACAAUAGCUGCUUUGUCCACAGGGGGCGCCAAAAUCAACAAACCCAAAGUUUCUUAGUGAAGCUUUAACUGUAAAUGUAAACGUUCUGGCCUAAAGCUUCAUUGAAAUAAAAUAGAAGUCCAGUUUUCCAUGCAUACGAAACAUAUUUAGGCUAUCAGUAUUUUUAUUUUGUACAGGUAAUUUUGGGGGGAAUUUAUACCUUAUAACAGCCAAAGAGGGACAAGAUAAGAGUCAAGGAUGAAAUGCAGUAGACUGUAUGUGUACUAUACAAUGCAGAUAUGAAGGCAAGCCUACUUAGGAUAUAAAAACUAAAAUUUUCAAAAAAGAAAGGUCUGUAGGACUGAUGUUUUUAUCUAUGUUUUUCAAUCUAAAAAUGACUGGAAAUAUGCAAAAGAGAAGUUCAAAAUAUAAACUUGAUGUCUCGACGUGGACAGUCUGAAAAUUUGGCUGAAAAACAUCUUCUGAAAAAUAUCUCCUGCUGCUGUCCAGCAAAUACAUGACCCUCUGAGCACUGCAGAUAUUAGGUAUAGACUCUUCUUCUUCUUCUUCUUCUUCUUCUUCUUCUUCUUCUUCUUCUUCUUCUUCUUCUCCUCCUCCUCCUUGGCUGGCUGCAGGAUCAAACAGCGCUGCCUUUAAAGACACAUCGUCCCUGACAAAACCAAUCCUGCCUCCAAAGACAAUGAAGUCUUUGAAGCUUUAUUCUUUCAUCAUCUACCACUGAAUCUAUUUUUACACACCGGAAACAAAAAGUCUGUGUCUCUUAAAUUAAAUACCGGAUAAGAUCAUCUGCAGAUUCUCACUUCUGCACUAGAUUAAACGUCCUAUUAUCUUGUUGUCACUUGCUUUUUAACACAGAGUGGUGUUUGAUCCUUGAAAAGAUGCUCCAGCAGAUGAGAAUCAGACAAAAAAUUGGUCACGAUUGGGACAGAAAUGCAGAAAUCAGAGCUGUAGGCUGGAUAACAGAAACACUCAGGUCAUGGAUUCAUCUCUAAGACGAUUGACAACAAUCUGAAUUAUUGCAUCAGGUUAAAUCUGCAGGAAUAAAUGCUGCUUAGGCUUCCAAAUGUUUUAAGAAAAGAAAAACAACAGAAGUGAUACACAUGGAGAUGAUUUAAAACAGAUAAGAUGAAGCAGAAGGUGUGAAAAUAAAGCUGAAGUGUGUGAAACUGAUUAUUCAUAUGAGCCGUGGAUGCAAAGAUGCUCAAAUAAUUGUGUGAAUAUUUGUUUUCAGUCAUUGAAAUCCACACAUACAGGAGUGUGUGUAUGUGUGUUUGAGUGUGUGUGCAUGUGUGUGUUCUGGGAUCUAUUAGGUGGCUUAUUCAUGGUUUUCUCAUCAAUCCGAGGAGGAAAUCACAUUCACAGAACGCAUCCAUCCGCUGUAAUUGGUUAGAAAAUGACCUUAAAUAUACAGAGAUUACUGAGGCAUAAAGAAAGGCCCAGCAAAUUUCAGGGGGGUGUGUGUGCAGUAAGUGUUCAUGCUACUGAGAGGUAUGAAAAAGGAUUAAUGGCCAUUUCUCUGUCACUGCAUUCAGAUAAUUUGAGUCGCAUUUUAACAUGUUAAAGCAGGAAAAGGAGGAAGUUUGGUUCAAACUGUGUCCUCAUAGAAACGGAUCAUCAGCCUCAGUCUGUGCAGAGUGAACAGUGAAAAGUUAGGAUCACUUAAACAUUUUCAUUUAUUUCCUCAUGCAUUUGCAAAAAAAGAUUUUUUUUUUUUAAUUUUUUUUUUCAUGAUGUCCAAAAUCAAACAUGACCAUCAGCGACACGCACAAAUUAUUCUAAUGUUUUUACAGUUUACAUAUAAUAUAUUAACAUCAAGUGAAACAUUUGACUGUGAAAAGUCAACAGGGUGAGAUUUUUUGUCAGAAGGCACUACUCAAGAGGACAAGAUAAAGGCAGCUUUGUCCACAGCAGGUAACACAAAGGUUUCUCACAGGCGCUUUAAUGCCGCUAAAGCAUCAUUGCAAAAACUCAAAUCUUAGCUAGUGAUCCUGUGACUUUCUGCAGCAAAAUAUGUCUUUCAGGGUUAAUUAAAACAAAAUCCACCCAACAAGUCCAGAAAAAAAUCCCAUUUCAAAACUGACAUCUUAAAAAAUGAGACAUGAACUUCAUUGAAAGGGUGAAAAUUAAGAUUUGCAGGGGUGUGCAUGGACUCUCGGGGUCUAAUUGUGUCCCGUAUAUGCAGGUGGCCAAGAUUACCCCACCCCCACCCUCCGCCCCACCAGCAUUUCCUGAUUUAUUCACUGUUCUGUCCUCUGUCAGAAGAAGCUUUGUAAAUAAAAUAAACAUGAUGUAUCUCAAAACAGUAAAUAUAAUUAGUUGAAAAGAAAAAUCUCAUUAAAAAUUAAAUAAUUAAAUAAAAUAAGAUCUUAAAAAAUAAAAUUUUAUUGCACUUCAACAUAAAAAGAAAUCUCAACACUAACUAAAAUAAAUCCAGAUAAAAAUGUAUAUCUCAAUAAAACUAAAUACCCCCCAUAAAUAAAUAAAUAAAAUGUAAUGAAAAACAAAUAAAUUAAAAUAAAACAAAAUCUUAAUAAUUUAAAAUGAAGUAUAAUCUCAAAAAUAAAAUCAGAAAAAUCUCCUAUGAAAUAAGAUAUAACGAAUUAUUCAUGUAAAUUAAAUAAUACAAAAAAAUUAAUAAAAAAAAAUAAAAUUUCAAUAAAAAACAAAUAAAAUCUCAAAUAAAAUUGAAUGACAUAAAAUCGAAAACAUAAAGUGAAAAAAAUUAUAAAAAUGGUGAGCAGAAUAAGAAAAUAAAUAACUUUUGUGGUUUUAUAGUUUAAAUAAGAAAAUGUUCUGUUUUAAAAUUGUGAUGAGAAUUUUCUUUUCUAUCCAGGUAAAAUAACUCAAUAUAAGUACAUUUUUAAAUCUACAGUUUCUGCUGUUUCCAUGUUAAAACUUAAAGCCACUGUGAGGAACUUUUAGUUUGUGGUUGUUUUGGCGCCCCUGGUGGACAAACUAAUACCUGUUGUUUCUUUUUCUUUGUAUAUGAAAAUUAAAAACAGGAUUUAGCUUGAAGCUUAACCUGUCUUAAAAACUCUGGUCUUAAAGCCAGUAUUUUUUGAGCAUGGUUAGCUCUUUUUAAGCAGCUACAGACAGCAAACAAUCCACCUCACACUAACAUUUGCUAAUGUGUAAAUAAAAAAGUGGACCAAGAGGCCAGUCUGUUUCUGAGUGGCUGCAUUUCCCACUGCAGCAGCAGCAGCAGCAGCAGUUGAUGAACUCCUCCAAGUUUAUUAAAGAAAAGGAAACAUGAAGCAAAGGCUGGAGGCAGGCAGGCUGACAGUUUAUAAAGUGGGGGCCAUUGUGGCCUGCAGGCAGAUGCUUGAAUACCUCUGAAUAGACUCCCUCAAAGUGACACGAUUGAGCUAGACAAGAGCAAAACGCUGAAAGGAAAAGCUUCUCCUGUGCAGCGCCGAGCUGAUCGGCAUUUCUAAUGUUCCUGCUCUGAAUGAACGUGCAUCUGCAGAGAGCUGGGGUCUACUCUCUGCACUCUUUCACUGCUGUUUGUGCUUCAGACAGGCACAGAAACACACAGGUGUCAUUAGACGACAAAAACUCUGUGAUUUUAUUGAUUUUUGCCAAGUUUAUGUUCAAACAUGGAAAUGGACAUAGAGCUGCAGCAGAUCCAGCAGCAGCUGCAAGAGGUGACUGUCAAGUUUAAGUCUGACAGUGAAAAAAAGCAAAAUCCUGAAACUUGCUACCUGAUCAUAAAAACUUAUUGUGAACUUCACUACUUUUAAAAGCCACCAAAUCCUUAGUUACAAAACUCAUAUACUCAUGUCUGAUUUUUUGUUCAGACAUCACGAUACAAUACAAUACAUUACAAGAACUGUAUUGAUCCCCAAAGAGAAAUUUAUUCGUCUUGAGUCUCAUGUCUCAUGUCAUCUACUAUUUAUAGAAGAAAGUCUAUGUAGUCUGGUCUUUUUGGUACUCAUGCUAGCUUUGGCUGUUUCCCCAGAGCAUCUCUGUGGUGCUGACGACUAUUUCAGAAGAUGACAGAUUUCUUGUUUUAAGACUUGAGGAUUAUUCUCCUUCUCUUGCAGCACAUAUUUAGCAACAUGCAGUCAUGUCAUCCUCCUCUAAAAAGGUGACGAACAUCUUCACCUGUGACGCCAUUUCUACUCUCUCCUCAGUUUGAUUGCAGACAAACCCCUCCUGUGUUUGAAUGUACAGGAAAUGUAAACGUGCAAAUAAAAGCAACCUUUAUCAGCUGUUUUUAUCAGAUGAAAUCUGACUAAUAACUAAUGAUGAAAUAUUCUAAUUGCCUGUUAAUUUAUCAGACCAAUAUGUAUUGUAAAUCCUUGAAGUUAAUGCAACAAAGCGUAAAGUAAAAAAAAACAGACUUUCCCUCUUCAAUUUACAGCACAUGACUUUAACAGCUCAUUGAAACAUCAACCUGGAGGACAGACAAAUGUCUUUCUAGAAGUGUUUAGUACCUGACCAAUCAGCCAUCAUUAAAAGUGAACUACAAGAACAACUUACAACUUACAAGAACAACCAUGGGCAAGACUUUUGCUUUCAAUGUGAUGGCAACAAAUUUGCUAACUAGAUUUGGGAAUUGCUGAAAUAAUCAUAAAAUGUAUUCUACCUCUACAGACGUAGAUUUUUCUGACACUUGUGGCCAUUUUAUGUGACGACUAUCAUGACAAGAGAGGUCUGAGGACAUUCAGAGCAUUUCAACAUCCUUUAGUCAAGUGUGGGCCUGAGAUAGCUGAGAGUUUAGUGUGAAAACUGCUGAGAGUGAAGGUCCAUGGUCUGUGUGUGUGGUUUGGGUGCUGAUGUGUUAGAGAGGACCAAUAUGCCCUCUUCUUCUCUCUUUGUAACCCUGUUUAGAGUCAAACUGCAUCAGGCAGACUUCAGCACACCAAAGGUUUCUCAUCCUGAUUUGGACUGUACUCUUUUUCUUCAUCCUAAAAAUUUCAGGACUCACACUCACUUAUUCUCUAACAGUGUUACCUACUGUGUAUGCAGGUCAGGUUGUAUUUCAGAUGCACCUUUUGCACACUGUCACCUUGCUAUGAAGAUGACUUCUUUGUGUUUCGGUGCCAUUGAUACUCCAACAAAUGGGUGUACAAUAAGAAUUAAAAAUACAUAUUUUCUCUGUUUUUUUUUCUCUCAUCAGACGUGUUUUAGUUACAGUUUUGCCUCCUGUUUCUGAUGUUUGGUGUUUACUUUCACACGCCAGACUUUGCUGUUUCUUCCUCUUUGAGCCCACUGCAGAAAAGCACAGUGUUGAUUUUGGGCUGACUCUAGUCUGUCAUAAUCUGGGCAUGACAUGGGCAUGUGACGCCUAAAUUUCAAGCCUGAUUAGCAGUCACCACUCUGGCUGGAAGAGCUCAAAACCACCAUCACCCUGUGCCUCUUAUGGCCAUAAAAUCUCCCAUUUUCUGCUCUUUAGCCUCUUUAUCCUGGAAUACUUCUCACUGCCUUAUUUGUGUGUUUUUGCCCACAUACACAAAGGCAAUAAACAUGUCCUCAGAGUGUUUCUAAUCAGAAAUGUGCCCACCCCCACCCCGCUCCACCAGCUGGGAGAGUGGUGGCCAGCGCUGAGUGCAGCCAUUUUGGGGCAGCCAGCUGUGAGGGGAGCGCUCGGUUUCAGACAGCAGGGUUUAUUCUGCUCCAGAAACAGGCUGUACAGCUACUACAACCAUCUACAGUCUCUGUUUUACCUCUUCAUCCAAUAACAUGAGGUCUGAGGAAACCCCUCUAAUCACAAGAUUAAUAGACUCAGGUUUGACAAGCUGUUUCAUAUCAAAAACAUGACAUUAUAGCAGGCCCAAAGAUUGUAUAAGGUGGAUAAAAAACAAAAAUCAUGAUGACAGCUCAUACUUUUCAGAAUUUCACAAUUCUGCAGCAGCUGCUGGUUUUAAAUGUGCACAUAUUUGCAGCUGAAAGUACCAACUUCAGUUUUUGGUUGAAAUCUGGAGUGUUUAUCUGAGUCUGAAAUACAGACUCUUUUAAACUCUCUUUCCUUUGUUUAGGGCCACUUUAUGCAGGAUGCAGAAUGAUAAUGUAGAAAGUUUUUUUGUAUCUGUGCAGCUGGAGACACAAGAAGGUAUUAAGACUUUAUGUAAACAGAACAAGUUUAUGCAAGUGAUAGACAUCCAGGUCGAAAGACUACACUAAAGUGUUAAACAUGCUCCUAUAUCAACAUGACGGUAGUUAACUUUGAUUAAAGCCCUGUAGAUUCAUCCGCCCCAAAAAGUAGUCCCAAGGUAAUGCACUGUCUUCUUCCUUUGUUUUUUAAGUGUGUUUUUUGCCUUUUUUAUUGAUAUUAUUGGGGAGAUAUAGAGAGGGGGGAGGACAUGCAGCAUGUGGUCAGGGCCGGACUCGAGCUUGCGACUGCUGCAGGGACCACGGUCCUCAUACAUGGGGCAUGCUAACCCACUCAGCCAUUUGCGCUCCCCCUCUUCCUUUGUUUUUCAAAUAAAAAUGCAACACAACUGACCUAUUAGUGCUUUGAUUUCAAAGCUCCUGUGUCUAACUUUUGAUUUAAGUUGAUUUUGGUGCCCCCUGUGGACAAAGUGGUACAUUUCAUCCCAUUUUUUGAGCAGCGUAAUUUAAGGGAAAAGUUGCUUUUGUUGCUCAUCAUAAAUCUUGACAUGCAAAAUCUAAAAAGAGUCUCUUUAAUGCUGCAUUAGUCACUUCAUUUGCUUUUAUGAGUCGUACAGUGGCAUCAGCAUUAAUCUCUUAUGCUUCUAGAUUUAUUCUUCAAUAAUUUAUUUCUUAUCUUUUAGCUGCUAGUUUCUAAAUAUAUCAAUAAAGUCAUUUAAAAUAAUGUCAGAAUUAAAAGCUUCCUCUUUCGCUCACACAUGCGUUUGUCUCUGACUAAACAGAGUGCGGUUUUUCUCACAUGAGAUAGGCCCUGAAAUAGCAGAGGCUGGCCUGGAUUGUCUUAAAAAGUGACACCAGCAGGAGGAUUUUCUCUUCUCUGUGGAGUGACACUCAGAGGAUGAAGAGCUCACCUAUCCCUCCAUCUCUUACAAACAUAUCAGUGCAUUUCUCUCGCUUUUUAGCCACGAUCUGUAAAAGAGAGUCAACAAGCACAGAUCAUUUUCGUUUUCCCUGCUCUGAUUGUUAAUCUACUUUCUUCUGAAAUAAGAUUAUUCUAUUUCCCUUUAAAACUUUCUGCGAUUGCUUCCUCUAAGCCUGCAGCUGUCCACUGAGGGCUUUGCUGUGUCGAGUAUAUCUUAAGAGGGCCUCUUAUUAUUAUAUUUGCUCCCAGCUCUAAUCUUUAUCACUGUUUAUAUAUUGACAGUCUGCAAUUUUUUGUUUAUGGCUAUUUUUUAUCUGCUAAAUAAAGACACAUGCAUGCCAGUGCCCGCGGAGGAAAGAAGAUAAAGACUUUGCAUUAAUAGCAGUUUGCUAAGACAUAAUGCCCUGAUAAAGGCAGCAUCUUUGUGUGGGCUGGAUUGAGUUCAGUGCCAGUUUUAUGUUGCCUUUACUGAGACCGAGUGCGCUGAAGCUGCUCCUAUAGCUCCUCUCUGUGAGAUGUUUGUGGCUGCACUGAAGUUUUAUUUUACGGUGAAACAACAAAAGUUUGGGUUUUUACUCUUUCUUUUCUGCACAGAGAGGGAAAGUGUGCAGACAGAGUUCCUAAAUCUUUUGGCAAAUAUUUUACUCAUCAUUGUAAAACUGCCUACGUUGCACACACACUUCACUCCUGCUGCUUACUGUACACUUUUGCAGCAUUUGUUGUGACUAAAUACCAUUGUGUUGGAGCUGUAUUGGAACAAAGGCGCGAACAAUGCUGCGGCGUGUGAAUGGGAGCGUGCUGCAGAGGCAGCGGCGGCACGGCGCUGGUCUCGGCUGCAGCUCAGUUUUGCCCACUUGGGUUUGAAUAUGAGGCAUUUGUUGACGGAGUGGCUCCCCGUGCCAACUGGCAGAUUAUAUUUCACUUUCUUUUGUCUCCUUUGAAUAAUUUUUUAAAACUUUUGGCUUCGGCCUCAAUUAGUCGAGUGUUCAGACCUUCAGCUGGAAGCCCUGUAUUGUUGGUGCGGGCAGGAAAAUCUGCAAGUCAAAUGAAAAUAUGCAUUUGAAGCAAAAGUUAUACAAACCUGCAGCUGAUAUUUCACUAAGCUGUGUUACAAAUUGCAGAUUUAUUGAAUAAAAACCUGCAGAAGCAACAGAGUUGUUUGUCUGUUGAAAACAUUUUGUAGAGUUGCGAUAAAUUUGGUUAAAAUCCUUUUUCAAAAGGUGAGAAAAACACUCUUUAACGGGAUAUCUGCCUUGGCAGGCAAAGUGCGUUUCUGCUAAUAGAGAUUUAUAAGUUUGGAAAUGUCUCAGGUGUGCUCAUGCAGCUUUUAAAACUUUACUUCAUUCUGCUGAUGAGCGCUGAGUAGUGUGAUUAUGCUAAAAUGAUACCUAAAUAUAAAGAAAUCUUGCUCAUGUUGCAGCUUCCUCCCCCCUCCAUCAGCUCCAUGUCAUGCCUCGGCACCAUUUGACCUCUUUAAUUCUUAAAUAUGCGGCGGCACUUUGCUCGGCUGCUUGGCUUUACUGACUCAUUCUGGAUGUGUUUACUGAAGUCCUGCAGGGGAUGGCGGGGCUGCUUGUGCUCUUUCAUGCCUGCGGCCCCCCUGAGGAGCGGCUUCUAUUGGCACUGAAAGGCCAUGAGAGGCUCCGGGGCCUCCGUUGUUUAAGGUGAGCUCACUUUGUCAGUGAGGCAGCUGAGCAGAAAGAGGCAUCCAAAGAGUUUUCAGAGCCAAGACGAGGUGGCGAAAAGAGCCGCAGGCAGCAGCACCUCUCUGCUUCUCUCUGAGCUCAACUAUUCACACGCCUGCAGCCAAAACUCCUCCACUGCUGAGGAGGGCAGGAGAGGACCCUGUGAUUGUACUUCUGCUGCCGGGAGUUUGCAGCCUUUUCUGUCUAAUUGGUGUGUUUGACUUGGGCUUUGUAAAUGCAAGGACCAAAGGAGAAUAUGUUGAAAGAGUUAAAGGGCUAAUUCAACCGAUCCAAAAGAAGAAAAAACAAACUCGGGUUCAACUUCUUAAAGAGUGAGAUCUGCCUCAUCCUUAAUAUUGUAAGCUUUAACAGUUUAGUCAGUUCAUAUAUUUCGGUUUAUUACGGUUCACUGUAUUUAAGUUAAGCUAAAAAAUUGUGUUUGUAAUAUUCACACAGAGAACUAUUCACAAAGUGUUGACAUGUUCAUAUUUACAUAUUUACAAGUUUAAAUGCUUUUCUCUGCAGCCGCUUGUGAGGGUGAGCAGAUCAUGCAGAAUGUGUUUCUGAGGUUCAUCCACAUUUACUUUGAGUUCCUGGCCUCUGAUUCAUAAGUGCAGUGACGUGAUCAGGGUUGUCCAGGAUGUUACGUUGUUGGUUAUGUUGUGGUUAUGACAAGAUGGCUGAACAGUAAAAGUGCUGUUAAGAAAGUUAUCCAUCUCCAUUCUGCUGUUCCUCAUCAUUAGAGUUAUCCAACCACAUUACAUCGAACCUUCACGUUACAGUAUGAUGGUAGAAAUUAAAACUGAGUUUUGGAGCCUGCGCUUUUCUCCUCUUACACUUUUCAUCAAAAUAUAGUUUCCAAAAUAUCAAGUAUGUCUUUAAAAAGUAGCUUGUUAUGUUCGUGCAAAAAUAUUUGGUUGUCACACUUCUGAAUGCUGAAGCCACAUUAACCUUUUCUUUUUAUCACCAGACUCCAACUGUUGCUGCUUGUACACUAUAAGUCUGCAAAAGUGCUGUGACUGAUCUCUGCUUUCAGGCCUUGGUGCUCGGACAUAUUAUCCAUACUGGUGUAAUGUUUGCAAUGUGUGGUGGGUACACAUUGUACGACUUGUAAACAAGGAUCAUAUUCAGUUGAAAAUGGUUUUGUUUUGACUGUUUCAGGGUUUUUGAUGACUGAAAACAUUGGUAAUGAGACUUCAGAGUGAAAACCUUUGAAAACACCAUCCCCUCUGUCACCAUGUUCAGUGCACAGUCAGUGGUGUUUCUUUGUAGAGUUGUACAGGCUGGUUUGCAUACUCAAGCUUUUUGGUUGUUUUUGCAAAUGCCUGUGGACUUCAAUCAUUGUUACAGAGUUGUCAAGUAUAAAUGCAGAUUUUUGAAAAAUGAAGGUGUUUGACAAACUCUCAUUGUGUAAAACCCAGAUAAUCUGCAGUAAGAAAGGCAGGCAGAUGGUUAAAGCUGCCUUCAGAUACCACAGAAAGAGAUCCUCAUUGGAGACAUCACUACAGCUGUAUUCAAGCACAAAACUAUGUAAAUCUUUUACAGUGAGCUGCAUGUGUGAGCACAAACCAAAGCUUUCAACCUGACUUUGCAUGGACUUUUUCCAGCCUGAAGUUAGGGUGAGCCAGUGUGAGAAUUCAACAGGAUAUACUUAUACUAAUAUCAUGCAAAUCGUGAACACCCAGAUGACAGACAUGGAUGAAUAUAAACAUCUGAGAUCAAAAACAGAGACUUAUUUUCAAGACAAAGUCUGCACAUUUAUUAGUUUGCAUAGGUCUCUGUUUCUUUAGCCUCCAUCAUGUCGUAGACCCUACACUGUGGCAUGUCAAGCCUCCUCAGACUCCUUUCCCUGUCCUCCAUUCUCAUCAUCCAAUGGGAGAUUUCACAUUGUAAAGGGACAUGGGUGAAGAAACAAAUUUGGAAAUUCUUAGGUGCAGAGUUCCUGAAAACUUCUCAAAAAUUUCAGGAUUGAGAGAGGCCUGAAAAGAGUGAAGAAACCGAGCAGCUGCAGCUGAAGUGAAGCAUCAACAGGCUUUUUUUUCUGAGAGCCACACGGUUCUGCUCUAAUAAAUUCAUCAUUUGUUGAGCCAGUGUAUUCUGUCCGACUGGUCCAAGCCCACAGAGAGACACAGAAAGCAGAUCCUGAGUGUAAUUAUACUGGAACUAAUAUGAUUUUCAAAAUGACCCAUAAUUAGUUUCAUGCAGCUCUCCAGAGCUCUGUCACUCUUUGUCCCUAUGUCUUCAUAAAACCCGGAAACAGUAUUGUUGGUUUUCUCCGCCAGAACACACAGUUUGCACAUGUCAGUCUGACCCAGGACAGACUUGAGCCAUCCUUUAGUGUGAUAACUGAAGGUUUCCUGUCCCGUCCACCAACAUCAGGACAGUUUUGUUGCCCAAACGUACAAAGGCUAUCACUUUUUUCCUGCUGUUUGUUGAGGAAAACUUUCAGACUCUUGAGGAUGAAAAAGGUGCCUAAGAAAGUUCUUUUAACUCUAUUGGGUCCUCACAGGACACACCGUCUGGCACUAAGAGAAUCAGGGAGCAAAUUUUUAUCUGCUGUCACCGUUUUGGUUCAGACCGGUAUCUUUCACACCUUAUACUAGUGCAGCCAGAAGUGGUGUAUUUAGACCAAGUUUAGGCCAUACCUCUGAAUUCCCCCCCGCUGCAGCCAAUAAAGCCUCUUUAAAUUCAAAUGUCUUAGAAACCUGCAGAAGCUUUCCCCUCAAAAUUUCCCAAAGUCAUUCUUUCACAUAUGUAUGAAGGUAGUGAAGCUUUUGUUAUUGCUGUGCACACAUGGGAGUGUUGCACACGUAGUAUAUGGUAAGUUAUGUAAUAUGAAACAUCUGUAUGUUAUGUCAAACUAAAGGCCAUGUUUCUUGCUUUUUGGGCUGCUACAUUGCUAAGGGGAGCAUGUGCACUAGGCCCAGCUGCUGACUGGCCUGCACUCAUAUUUUUCUAGCUGAAAUGGUGCCUGAGCAUAAUAACCCUUUUGCGAAUAUGUCAUUAAGUUGUAAUAUAACACUCAUGACUUCAAAUCCUCAUGUAGUGUCCUUAGUUUGCAAAAGUGCAGUCUCAGAGUCAGCGUAAACAAUGGCACAAACAACCUGGCUGCAGCUUUACUCACUCGGGGGCUGAUGUGGGGUCACUUUGGUCAGAUGUGGCUCUGAAAAUGAUUGUUGAAUAUUGGUUGUUAAAUCUACAUUGCAUUCCUGUGCACCAUGCUGAAGUCCACUUCUUCUGCUCCAGGCCUGAGGUGCAUACUGAGCCAUGUAUGGUACAAGUACACCUGUCAAACAAACUGGACUACAGGGGUUAAACAUGCUUGGGCACAGUGUAGAUGGACCAAUAAGAGUGCACCCUUACAGUGCACAGCUCACCAUGAACUGAUGCUUAUAUCAACAGCAUUUUUGGUCCUAAACCGCCCCUCAGAAAAUUUAAAUGAGCUUGAAGGUGCCAGACUAAUUCUUAUUUGUGAACUGUCUGCUGAUGCCGGGAUAGAUAGUGUCAUUGAAGCAAACAACACCACAUCUCUCGAUGUCUUAAGGCCAUCUAUUACAAAGAAAGCAAGCAAUCUCAUAUUAAUGCAAAGAAGGCAGAAAAUACAAGAAAACAAACUCCUGUCUAACAGCGUUUCAGAGCAUGAUCUGGUUCUGCUGAUUCAUAUCAAACAAAUGCAGAUGUUGCCUUACCCCUGCAAAAAAAAAAGAAUAUCCUGCUGCUGAUUUAAGCUGAUUUUGUACACUGACUCUAGUAUUUGAAGACUCAGUGUGUAUCGGUCUUUAGCAUUCAGGUUGCCACUUGUAUCUUGAGAAAGCUCCGACAAACCAGGCCCACAUGUACCCUCUGGGAGUUUAUGCAUUCACUGCCAAAAAACUCAUUUAAUCACAAUCACAGACUUUGUUCUGGCUGAUUCAGUUUCAGAUUGAUUUCCCAGCUCUUUAAAAAAAAUGAAAUAAAAGCAGGUUUCUAUCUUUGGGCUCAGAGGGACACAGCUCACACACUCUGAUCUCAGUGCACGUCGUGGCUUUCAUAAUUGGGUAUUAAUUUGGUGAUAAAUCAGUCUCCCUGCAACAGGGGAAUGGAUUUACAGCCAUCAUUAUUAAGUAAUUAUAACGUCCCAUUUUACAUCAACAAUGAACAUCAAAUGGCUUUGGAUGGAGCUGGACCAUAAUUGUUUAAUUAGAUUUGUUUUUAUUAGAGAAAGGCUGGGUGUGUGUGGGAGUGUGUGAGUCUGUGUGUGUGUGUGUGUGUGUGUAUGAGUGUGUUUGCAGUAGGUGCAUAUAAAUCCAGUGAUCUGAUCAAAUAAUAGAGGAAGGAUGUGUUUCUAUUCUAAUCGUAUUCUCUGUGUAACAACAAGCAGGCUGUUGAGUGGAUGCAAAGUGUACAGUUUGUUAUUUAUACUGCAGCACAUUUGCACACCAUGCAAGUGUGUGUGAGGAGCCGCACUGUGCUCUAUUUUCCUGAUAAGACAUAGCAUGCCAAUUGAGGGAUCUGGUGGAGACAAAGAUGAAGUCCAGGUUUAGCCCCUCUAUCGGCUCUAGGCGUCUGUCUCAUUAGCAUAAUCUCUGCUUUCCAUUAUCAGCUGGAGAGAGGAGCUGACCCUCCUGAUCCACCGGCCUGUCAAACUUUAUUCUCCUCCAUCCCUGGGAUCCGUAUUGUGCUGCCGUCCACAGCGAGCGAGGAGCUGCUGCAGGCGUGCAAAACCACAAAAAAAAAGCAGCCGAGCAGUUCAGGUUGUCAGAGCGGAGACGGCCGCUCGGACACUCGUGACGCUGUGGACAUGUGACGUGCACUUUCAUUUACAUGUCCAAUCACAGAGAGCUCUGCUUCUCAGCUCUGCUUCUCAAAUCCGCUCUCAGAUGACCCAGUUUUGACAAAGUCUCUUCUCUGCAGAGGGAAACUCAAAAGAAAAACAUAAAAUAUUCCAGUUCAAAUGGAAUUUUACAGGUUGAACACGGACAUGAGGCUGUUUCUUGAGCUGAUGUUGGCUCUGGAUGUGAGGCUUCUUCUUCAACCAUCUACUCAAAGCUAAAACUGAAUGUUUUCUAAGUUUGUAAGCGUCAUCUGUGCUUUGACAGUGUAUCACCUUGUUGUAAAUGGUGGUCUGGAGAUGUCACACUCAGGAUAGGAAGCUCAAAUGCUGUUUCUGCUUUGCAGCAGGUUCUAAGUAACGCAAAUAUACACUCAGAAGUAUUUCAAUGGUCAAAAUCUCCCAACUUAGCCUGUCAUGACAUCAGACUAUCACCUGAUGACUGGAGCAGCUAUAAAAUAUCAGGAUAGUAAUAAUAUUGCAAUAUUUACAUUGGUUUUGGAGCCACACUAAAUCUAGAAAUGACAGUUUUGAAAACUAGCGUAUCAUUUCUCAGAGGGAUGCUACAGCUAGCCAGCUAGCAUCUGCUGCUUCUUUGUCUAUCAUCUGUUUUAUGAAGUGUGGCAGCCAUCAACUUUUAAACCUUAGGUAAAUUAUGAAUUUUACAUCAAAUCACUUUAGCCACAACAGCCAACAUGCACUCUCACACUCCUGCAGAGUCUGUUAAUGAACCCUCCUUUGCCAAGAUCCAGGACCAGGUUUUGGUUAUUUGAAAGUCUGGUGUUUUUGAAAGUGAUGCCUAGUCUGAACGUUAUGUUCUUCAACUGCUGGAGUGGACUCAUUGCAAAUGUUGGUUUUGCAGUUGGAGUUGCUGUAAAACAAAUACUUUGCAGUUCAGGCAAGGUUAAGCCAGUCCAUAUUUCACUUUAACAUAGACAAGAUCUUUCUUUUAGAAGCGGUCUGAAUGUUUUGAACAUCACUCCUUUGGUGAACUGUUCUGAUCAGUAUUGUGCAUUUUGAAACUCUUGAGUUCAUGCAUACUGUGUGUUUGAUUCAUGUGGGCUGGUCGGGUUGGGGGUCACUCGGAGGUUGCCUGCCGUAUGGUUUUGGUCUGGGGGGCUGCUUUUUUGACAAGACCGGGUGUGCAGCCUGCUGGAAAUUCAAAAAGAAGACUUCUACCAAAGCAUGGAUUGAAACACAUGAGAGGAAUAAACGCACUUCAUAAACAUGACUCCUAAACUGCUAAAGUAGAAGUUCUUCUAAGUUAUGUCACUCAUAUUGGGUGAGAUUACUUACUGUAUAUAUAUUGAAGAUACUACUUAAUUCAGUUCAAAAUACUCCUUGUCAUUAUGUUACGUUUUCAGCAGGAAACCAUCAAAGCAGGGGAUGAAUGUUAAAACAAAGGUACAGGUGAUGCUUCAGUCAAAUAUUUCAACUUGAUGUGAUCAAAUUAGACUAAAUAGAAACAUGGAGCAUAAAGGGAAAUGCAAACAAAUGCACAGUAGCCCAUUUAAAGUUUUUUUGUAUCAUGGGAACAGCAUAAAGGCUGCAAAACCCUCAAAAGUCCUACAUUUAAAAGAAAGGUGACGAUUGGUUUGAGAAAAACAGAUACAAUAUGAAAAUGCUCUUUUUCAUCACUUUAUCCUGCAGUGGUUGUAAAAUGUCAGAUGAUUUCAUCUAAUCUUGACUCGCAGUAGGUGUAAAUAUGAUCUUUCGUAAGGUGACUGCUUUUGUUGUGAGGUGAUUGAAAAUUAAAGAACAUAAUAGACAAACAAAAAACAGCAAGCCUCACAGCCGUUUGUCUCAGUCUGAGGCCAAAUCCAUCCAGUGUGAGCGAGGAGAAGCAAAGAAGCCUUGUUGUGUCCUCCAUCCCUCCCUCUCUCCCUUUUCUCCCACCUCUGCCCCUCUCCUCCUUUAAAUCCAGCAGCAUGUGGAGGGAAAACAAAUAGAGUCCAUCCCGUCACAGCAGCACCCGCAGGACUCGAGGUGCCUUUUGGAAAGUGAUCCCAGCCCACUGCAGCGGCCUCAAGUGUUGUCACGCCGAGUUAGUGCCAAAUUGCUUUGCAGCUACCCCCCCAACCUCUCUCCUCUCCCAUCCCUCCCCCAGUGUAACAGCAACAAACAACACAUGUACUGUAUGGAGGCUUCCUCCAAAGAUGUGCAUGUGUAUAAAACUACAUAUUCUUCUUACCUUGGUUUUUAGGAAAACAAAUCUUUGCAGGGACUAAACGGUAGAAGAAUUGAUUUAAUUAAUGCAGCAGCAUGUCCUGCGGCCACAUGUAAUCCUUUGAGAGUUCUCUAGCGGGAGCUUUUUUGGAGGGGGGACAGCCAAGGGGGAAUACAAAAAGAUAUUCUCGCUGAGACUCUUCCAGUGGCCUGUAAUGGGAGCUGCGCACUAAUCCCAUAAUUCCUUGUUUAAUUAAACUACAGAGCCGACCCUGUAGUUGUCUAAGCCAGUCUGAUGGGCCUUUUCUCUCUUACUUCUUAAGAACACGAUGAAGUUGCGCAAACAAUGAAUACACUGAAACAAACAAACCAAUAAACAGGAGAAAAAUAAACAUGUCAGUCAGAGCCAACAUGCAGAAUUUACUGUUUUUUUUUUUACCUUUUCUUUUAAAAACCCCAUGAGGAGUCCAGUUUCUGGAGUUUGGAAGUGUAAUGUUGUCCCAUUCUUGCCUAAUAGAGGAUAUUAGCUGCUCAACAGUUCAGGGUCUCCUUUGUCCUAUUUUCAGUGUCAUGAUGCUCCAAAUGUUUUCCAUGGGGACAAGUCAGGACUGCAGGCAGACAAUUUUAUCAGCAGGACUCUUCUACUACAGAGCCAUGCUGUUGUAAUUCCUGUUGGUAUUUUGGUGAGCCGCGCAGCCCGGCGUAAGUAUCCCCCCUCCCUAACUCAGCUCCUCCCGGCAGCAUAAGUCAUAGACGGGGAGGAGAGAGGGCGUGGAGUCGGUUUAACACAGCCGAGAACUGUUUUCACCAAUCAAAUAAGCUCCUCUCCUUGCCUUUAAAUCCGCCACCGGCGAGGCGUAUUACUAUUUUCAUGAAGUAGUCAAAGAGAUCAAGAGAUGUCUGAAGACAGUUAUGCCACACGAUGGCGACAGAGGGCAGCUGCUCAACAAGUGUCCUCCACACUCUCUCAUCUGAGCACAGAUGGAUUUGGUGUGCGUAAUGUUGGACCCACUGGUAAGACAAACACCCUUUUCCACAAAUAAAGACACUCACAUAAAGUUGCAUAUAUUCAAACCUCACGUGACAAAGGUGGGUUGAGCGCACAGAUCACAACAUAAACUCCAAAAAUGGCAUUAAAAUCAGAACCAUCUGUGCGUAAAUGAUGCAUCGCGCUCCGUGGCCUGGCUCUUUCUUUCAUAGAUGUUGGCAUAUAAAAUAAAUUUGGCGCACAAAACUGAAUAUUAUAAUAUCCGUAUGUCGGCUUAAAGUAGAUAACGCAUCUGAGCACUGAAACAAAUCAUCUGUUCAGCCGCAGCAGCUGCAGCAAGACGGACAGAGGACACGGAGACGUGUCGAUACAGUGACGUAUGUCGAUACGCCGCCGGUCUACCAAAAUACUACUAGACCAGCUGCGUUCCGCCUUGCGCUGAAAGCUGACCAGGUUUGAAUCGGCGAGCUUUCAGCGCACGUUACACGCCGGUGGUGAGCACGAAAAUGUCACUGCGCCAGCUGAUUCUGUCAACACCUCCCCCUGCCACGCCACCACGCCCAGCUUGGCGGAUCUCGGCUCGCCUCCGUGCGACUCAGUCCACGAAAAUACCAAACUCGCCUUACGCCGGGCUCCGCCAGACGAAAAUACAACUGCGCGGGGCUCGCCGCCCUCCGCCGCCUCACCGGCGCGAACGAAAAUAGAGCCCUUUGUCUGGAUGUCAGCAGAUGUUGCUCCCAAACCUGUAGAUAUUGUUCAGCAUUAAUGGAGCCUUUGCAGAUGUAGAAGAUACCCAUGACAUGGACUCUGAUGAUCCCCAUACCAUCAGGGAGGCUGUCUUUGAACCGGGAGUUGAGAACAAGCGAAGUGAUCCCUGUACUCUUGAGAGAGCAGGGUGCAGUGUCCAUGAUUUCCACAAAGAAUGUCACAUUAUGGUUCUGCUGCUGUUUUUGAAUUAUGUUUCUACCUGGUUUCCUCUUUGCAUGGUUCAGUUUGAAGCUCAUUUGUGGACGCAGCGAUGAACUGUGUCCACACAGUGUUUUUUGGAGGUGAUUUGCAGUCCAUGCAGUUAUUUCCACUCCAGAGUCAUGUCUGUUUAAAUGCAGUGCCACAGUCUUGAUUUUGGUCCUCGGCCCUUUAGUACAGAGAUUUCUCCAGAUUCUCUGAAUCUUUUAAUAUUUUGUUCUGUAGAUGAUGAAAUCCACUCAUUCUUUCACAUUUGACACUCAGGAACAUUAUUCUGAAACUGUUGAACUAUUAGCUCACACAGUCUCUCACAGAGUAGAGAACCUCUUCCCAUCUUUCCUUCUGAGAGACUCAGCCUCUCUGAAUGUCCUUUUUAUAUCAAGUCAUGUUACUAACCUGUGGGACAUUAACGUCAAUAAUUAGAGAUGUUUCUCCAGCUCUUUUUUUUUGUUUUUGUUUUUAGCAUUACACAAACGUUUCAGUGUUUUGUUGUCCCUGUCUAAACUUUUUUGAAUUAGCCCGUUUGCAUCAAAUUUAAAUUGAACUUAUAUUUUUUGUAAAGCAACAUCUUUUUCAGUUUAAACAUUUCAUAAGCUGCCUUUGUAUUAUUUUCAGUGAGAUACAGGGUUAGGGUUUGGCAGACAGCUUUGUGUUGUAUCUGACAGUUGAUGUAAUUGACUUACAGUUGACCUUCAGAAAGUUUAGCAGCUGUUUUUUCCCCUUUUCAUCCUGUUCAACUUUUCAUUUUUUUAGCAGUAUGUUUAUUUUUUUGCAUAUUUAUAUGUGUUUUUGAAUUUACCUCUCUUCUUUUGAGCAAAAACUCAGUCCAAAAGGCAGACAAAUAACAAAUCCCCAACAGUGUCUGCUGCAGUACCUUGGGUUGUUUUUUUAACCUCUGGGCGCCGGGUUGGAUUUAAUUUGCCUGAAAUAAAACAGAGGUGUUUUGAGGUCAGUCUGCAGCUCUCUGUUUGGGAUUUCACUCUCUUACUGUCAGGAGGGGGUGAAGUGAAAAAAUGAACAACUCUUUAGCCUGCACCAUGUUGUAUCACCCUGGAUAGAGAUUGACAAAACUAUGUGUUUUACUGCAAUAACCAACUUUUAUCAGAUUUUUUUAAAUAUUAAAAUGCAAAAAAGUCCUGUAAUGAAACAGAUGAUUUUCCCCACUAUUAUUUUUGCUGAAUUAUCUUUUUGGCAUUUCUUGUGAGUUUUCCCUUUUCAAAUGAAACCCAAUAAUGCAAAAUUAGGAUCAUAUGGAGCAGGUUUGGAUGUUUUUGUUUAGAAAAAGUGAAAAUGUCUUUGGUGUACUUGAUUACUACUCUGCAUCACUUGGCACAAUGAAUUGAUUUAAUUGCAAAAACAACAAUUCAUAAGAUUUAAAGUUAGAAGUUUACAGUUAAAGUUGUUGUCUACAUAUGUAUUUCUCUUAACGCACAGUAGUUCAUUUAACUUAUUCUCUUUUUACUUUUUAUUUCUCAGUAUCUUUCAAGAUUUGUAUUUCAAGAUCUAUAAAACCCGAAUUCCAGCACUUACUUGUAUUUUAUUAUUAUUAUUUUUUUAGAUUUAUGUACUUAUUCAUUUUUUUAUUUUUAUUUUUUUUUGUUAUAGCUCCAGAUUUUUUUUAUUUAAACAAAGUAAUAGGAAUAUCCAGCUGUAGACGGGGUUUUGAGGGAAAGGGGUUGUUUGUAAUGUUUCUCCUAUGUAUAUCUGAAUAAAACCAAUAAAAAUAUUGUUGAAUCAACAGUUAAAAUUGAAAAAAGAAGAGGACAGUGGCAGUAGAAGCUAAGUUUAGAGCCAUUUGUAGAUAAUUCUAUGAGUAAUAAUGUGUAUUGCAUUGCAUGAAAAUUUUCCUAAUAAAGAUGUGGUUUGCAACCUGACUACCAAAAUGAUGCCAGUUAAAGGCAUGACAUGCAGUAUAUUUAAAGUACAUUUAUUGCACACAGACACGUGCAUUAGUUCAGGCAGAGUUAUCCUGCUUUAUUGAUCCCAGAUUGAAAUUUUGAAGCUGAUGAGACAGGAAUGUUUUGUGUCUUUACCUUUAAAAAUAACUGACAAAAAUCAUCCACGUACCACCUGCUGUGUUUUAGCCUGGACUCUCUUCCUGGUCUGAAGCAGAUAUCUUCAUGCAUCAGAUAAUCCAGCUUCUCUCUGCACAGCAGCCUGGACUCAUUGUGUGAUGAGUGAAAUCAGCUGCACAAUAAAUAUUUUGGGAUAUUUUCAGCCUGCUGUUGUGUGUUUGUCUGCUCCGCCCUGAGGCCCACAGACAAAGAAUGAAGCUACACACAUCACCAAGGUGGUCUGGAGAGAUUAGCACCCCUUGUUACACCCAAACUCUCUCACCCUGCCCCGAGGGAUGCUGGGAUAUGCAGAUUCUGAAUGUAGAAAUAUAUAUGGUAUCACAAGCACAUGAAUAUUGUUUUGCCUCAUAAAUAAUCAUACAGAGAAAUUCUUGGAGGCCGAGCUAUUUGAAGCAUCAAACAUCCCUCCUUACUCUGCAUCUCUCUCUUGGUUUGCGGGGAGCUGUGCUGCACUUUUUGUUGCUGGUGCACGAUGAUGCAAUCUGUCAGUAAUGGAAAAAAAAGACUGAAACACAUACACGUUAUGAAACAGACAGAUUUGAUUUAUUUUUGGGUAACCAGGAGAAAUCACAGCAGCUACAUUGAGGUGACUCUGUUGUUUCCCCUGUUUUGUGUCUGUCCAGGCAGCCGGAUGGACGAGGUGUCGGACGUGGAGUCAGAGCCAGACCUCCCCCUGAAAAGGAAGCAGCGCAGAAGUCGGACCACGUUCACGGCGGAGCAGCUGGAGGAACUGGAGAAAGCCUUCGAGAGGACCCACUACCCCGACAUCUACACCAGAGAGGAGCUUGCUCAGAGGACCAAACUCACCGAGGCCAGGGUCCAGGUAAGACACUCACCUGUACAACCGUGCACUCAGUCUUUUUUUGAAAAUCCUAACAGUUUGUGCCAGGCCUUGAUUUGCUGCCCCAACUUUCAUCAUCCUUUAUCUUGAUCCUUGAUUUUGUUGAAACAGCUCCCAGUUUCACACCAUAUAUUGUUUAUCUCACUCAUAUCUGACAGACUCAUGACUUCUGAUUUCUUUAUCACACUCACACAGAUCUCUCUCUGUCUAUUACUGAAGUGUACUCUCAAAACCAGAUUUCAAAUUCACACACUGAAUCUGACUAAAAUUCACACACAGACUCAGUAAAACUCCUCAGACUCUGCCAGCUGUUCUGGUCUCAGCUGAGGAACCUGUCUCUGGUCUGGUUUGACAGCUCCUCAGAGGAAAUUCAGCAGAGGUCUGACAACAGCUGUGAGGUGUUCAGUGGUGGUGGUGAGGGGGGCUGCAUUCCUCCUGCAUGUCUCACUGCCCAACAUCUUGGCUGGAAUCUGUGUUUCCCACCACUUUCAAGCCCACCACUCAUUGUAAAACUCACAGAAGAUCACAGGCAGACCCGGCUGUCUCACGGGGGCUUUAAUCCUCCACAGAUACGUGGGUCAAUCAAGACUCAGGAAGAUCCAAAGAGAGGGACAGGAACCAGUCUGGCAUGAAAACCAGUCAACCUAGCUCUCACCCCUGCAGAUGUAAGAAUCACCAGAAAACCUCCACUGGAUAUGAUAAAAUCAACUUUAUUUUCAUUUAAUUCAAAGUUUUAAUUAGACAUUUGACCAAAGUUCACCAUGUUCACUCUUCAGCUGUCAAAAACAAUCUGUCAGCACUAGGAUUAUAAAGUUUGAACAUCUGUUCUGCCCGACAAAGAAGGUCAAGAGAGAAACAAUUUACAGUUUUCCAGCCAGACGAGUAACUGUGAAACAAAAAGAACCUUUUAAAUCAUUAUAAAUCACCUAUAAUGACUGAUUAUUCAACAUCCAAAACAAGGAUGUUUGAUUAAUGAUGCUGUCCAAUUAAAAAACCCAAAAUAAUAAACCCCGGCCCUGCUGUAGUGGGGAGUAAAUAGCAGGUGGAGAACAUGCAGCAAAGGGUGGUGGCUGUUUUUGUAGUAAUUGUUGUUGUGAGGACCAUAGCCUGUAUCUGUGGGGACUUGAGACCUCUAGGCUACUGGUGCCACAAAAGCAAGGUUUUUUAUGCUCGUAAAUGAUUACUCUUGUUUCAAAAAAUUAUAUAAGACCAUAGUUUUGGACAUCAGAAGAUGUCCUGAAUCUAUUAUGUGUGAAGUUUAAUGAGUAUUAGGUCUGACUUCACUACUAUAAGGUCUAAUAUUUUGACCAUUUAUGAUUUCAAUCAACAACUGAAGUAUGCAAAAUUAUUUAUCUACCAGUAAGAGUCACAGUAUGUCAUGUCUUUGUGGUUUAGGGGUUAAACUUAUAUUUUGAAAUCUUAGUCUAGCUCAGGCAAACAUACAUAAUACCAGAGCUGACCCUGCUAAUGUAUACAAGACAAAACUCCCUCUGCAUUCCUGAGACACGAUCACAAAUCAGCUGCUGUACACCUGAUGGUAUUUAUACACUUAAUUUGUGGUAAGAAAAGGGAUGUGAUGAAAUUUAAUUGACAGCUCUGUUAAAAUCCUGUUAGUAUUUUAGUGAUUUAAGUCAAAGCUGUCAUCACUGGCUGGUGAAGGUCCAAUAAUCUUGAUGGUUUUCUGCUUUUUGACAGUAGAUGAAGAGGUUUUAUUGUACUGCUAAAAUGUUUGGACAAGAGAAGCUUGUCACUUUGGGUGACCAUUUUUAAUAGCUGAAAAUUUUAAUUUCUAGCUGGGUUGUAAUUCAUUGAAUGUUUUGACUGGCAGUUAUUGAAAUCUAUUAACAUUUUUAAUCAUUCUAAGUUCAGUAGAGUGCUUUUUCAUCUUUUUCCUGUAUGCGAACUUGAAAUUCAUACACUUGAAAUUCAUGUUUGACUUAGCACCUGGUGGCACGGGUAUUUUUCCAUGAAUGUGCACAUACAAGGGUGCAUGCAUGAAAUAACACUUGCAGGGUUCCUGUCUCCUGUCGAUGUGGUCAGCUGGAGGUCUCCCUUGUCCACACUCCUGUCUCCGCUCUGCAGGAGUUGAACCGUUAGAGUUGAUCAGUCGCUCUCUUCUUCUUCUUCUUCUUCUGCUCCUCUUGCAGUAGUUCCUCGGGGCGACAACACCUGUUCUAAUUAUUUGAGUCUCCUCUUCAGAAAUAGGAGACCAAAUGAUCAGCUCCACUUGAAAGGCAUGUUUUCAUUUUGCACCAAAUGAAAAAGGAGGAUUCCUGGAGAAAGUGGGCGGGUGGGAGGCUGGAGGCGAUAUAUGGAUUCCUGCUGCAGCCCUGCAUGUGUGUGUGUGUGUGUGUGUGUGUGCAUGUGUGUGUGUGUCUCUGCUUGUAUUAACUCAUGUGAGCAGUAUUGUGUGGUUUGAUUUGAGGGUUACAAAUGAUGAAAAUGCAGCUACCUGUGUGUGAGUAUGUGUGUUUUCCUGCACGUGUGUGUGUGUAAGACUCAGACAUUGCAGCAGGCGCAGACUGAGGCUCUGAGUGUGUGAGUGUGUGUGUGUGUCGUGCAGAGCGGCAGGCUUGUACUCGCUCUGAGCUUCUGUCUUUAAGUUGCUUUAAUUAAGAACUUUGAAAUUGGUGCCCCGCCGAGUUGAAAAAGAGAAACAGUUUAGCUUUUGGCGAAACACCCCCCUUUGUCAUUUCACAAUCUGCCUGAUUGUGCAGGAGCAGUAAGAAAUAGGUGUGUGUGUUGAACCUGGCCCCGUGUUUGACAUCUUUUUAAACCCUUAAGAAAUAACAAAGCAGCUUUAAAAACAAGAUGAUUGGGACCUUAAUGCACUUUUAGUUUAUAUGCGUUACCUUCAAAUAUCUAAAAAGCUGCUGGGGGGUUUACUUUUAUGAUAUUUUGUGUGUUAUGAAUCUUCGGUGAGGACACUGCAUUAAAUUUUAACUAAUCUCAACAAGAAGCAUGCCAAACAGUAUGUCAGAUUUAGCUUUAAGAUCAUUCUGAGAUGGUUACUUUGUGUUUUAAGUUCAAGGUGCUGUGUGUUAAGGUUUUCUGGGUCUCUUGGCAGAUCUUCUUUGUAAUUUGAUAACAUUUAUAUUAUGAUUUAUAGAUAAUGUUUAUUGUAAUAUUCUACAUCUGUUUCUUAUAACUGAAUUGGCAUCAGUUGUCUGUCACGGCUGCAGUCCAUGACUUUUACUUUUGGAUUUUUCAUAGAUGAGCCACCUCAGAUCAGCUCACAUGAUGCUAGCAUAAAAAGAAAAACCUGUGCCCCUGUUUUGUUGUUUGCAGCAGUUUAAAACACCAAAGAUUGGGGUUAAUGCCUGUGAUGUUGGGUUAAUGUUACCUUAAACUAACUAUACGUCUAAUAAGAAGACGCAAAAUUAAGUGAAGCUUCCUUCAUUUACGCUGUAUAUCAAUUAGUGCUGUUGCAAUACACUGGUAUUGAUUAUAACAGUCUUUUUAAAAAAUAAAGUAUUAAUAAUUUGUUGAAAAUAAGCAUAUACUUUAACUUUAUAUAAGUGAUGAUUAAUACUGUUGCCACAUGUCAUAAAACAUAGAGUAGACAAAGAAGAAACAGCAGCUGUUAGCGAGCUACUUUUAGCAACUCUCUGAGACAUGAUGGUAGACACUUUGAAAAAAACUACUUUGGGGGAUUUAUUGUGAAUCCGAAAACAACCUCAGAGCUUGUGCCUCUUCAGGUUGCAAAUAAAUUGUAUAUGUAUUCCUACUUUGUGACUCUUUUUUUAACUAUUGUCAGUCAAAUGUGUUACUUAUGAUUGACAGGAAGUAGCUUAUAUUUUAAAACUAGAGACAUAGUUUAACGCUUUUGGAAAUGAAGUAACCUGAACACCAGAGGAAUGUCAAAUCCAGUUUUCUCCAAAGAAGUUUUGACGCUAGUUUUAUCAAAGUUCAACACACUCAUGCAUUCACUCUCUCUCAGAUCAAGUUUCUAGAUUAAAUUAAAACUAUUGUGCCUCCAGGUUUUAAAUCCUCUAAACUGAGUGUAAAACCUGGAGGCUGGGAGUGUGUUGGUCACUUUGAUCGGUCAUGUGAGCAGUGUUUAGCUGAGCGACGUUGACGCCUCCUCUCCCUCCUCUUUUGGCUCCAUUCAUCCUUUUGAGUCUGAAUUCAGCCAACUGGAGUCAAUGAGGAACAACGCAUGAUUAAACACACACACUCACUCCAUUUGCACAUAAUAAAGAGCACACACACUCCACUGACACACAGUUUACUUUCUCUUCCGUGCCAAAGAUCAAUCAGCUCUUUUUCUUUUCCUUCCCUGACCCUCAGAAGAGGUGAUGAUUUUGGUUGGUGCUCUCUUUUUAGGUGUGGUUCAGCAAUCGGAGAGCAAGGUGGCGAAAACAAGCCGGAGCCAAUCAGCUAGCAGCAUUUAACCACCUGUUGCCGGGUGGAUUUCCUCCCACGGGGAUGCCAACACUUCCUACGUACCAGCUGCCAGAGUCCAGCUACACGACCAACACUCUGCCCCAAGGUAAAGCUGAUACCAGUUUCCACCCACUGCGCACAUUUUAUUACACUCAUUUACUUAGUGCCAUUUUGACCCUGCAGUUAAUUCUCUAUUACUUACAAAGUUUGUGUUAUUAAGAAAUCCUUUCCAGAACAGUUCACAUCAGGAGGUGAAUUCAAGAGUUCAACUCAACUCAACUCAACUUUAUUUGUAAAGCACUUUAAAACAACCACAGCUGAACAAAGUGCUGUACAUAAAUAGACAAAACAUGCAGAUGUAAAAAAACAAUCAAAAAACAAUUAAAACAAUAGAUAAAAUAAAAGCAGAAUUGAAAAGUAAAAUAUAGUUUCAAUGUUUUUAAAAACUAAUUUAAAAACAUAGAAACAAAUAACUAAAAACAAACCAUAAAACACUGAAACAGGAGCCGAGUCUCAUGCAGGGUUAAAAGCCGAUGAAUAAAAAUGGGUUUUAAGACGAGUUGUCAAAUUAAUUAAUAAUAAAUAACUUUUGACAUUAAGCAAACAGCCCAUCCAUAGACAUUAUUGCUCAAAAAAAUCAAUCACAGCAUCUGUGACUUAGCAGUAGUUUGUCUGUGCAUUAAGAUAUCAUAUGAAAUGAUACGAAACAAUAUGAUACGAUACAUUAUUGUUGAUUCAUAUUUAAAGUACAGGUAAAGGUGUUUUCUUUCCUAAAUGCUGCUGAUCUGUGAGAGAACAAUGAAUGUAAAAGAAAAAUUGUCGAAAUAAUUAGAAAACAAAAGCAAGAAGUAAAUGGUAAACUACUUUAAAUGUUGAACUUUUGAAAUGCUGAGUCUGUUUUCCUUCACAGACGGUGGGGCUACGGUCCACCGCCCUCAGCCCUUACCUCCAUCCACGAUGCACCAGAGCAGUCUGUCCAGCACUGAUAGCAGCUCAGCAUACGGCCUGGCCUCCAACCGCCACAGCUUCACCAGCUACUCCGACACCUUCAUGAGCUCUGCAGCACCCAGCAACCACGUCAACCCCGUCAGCAACGGCCUCUCCCCACAGGUAAGACCUGCUGGAUGGACUUUAAAAGAGUUAUGCCUUUAGUACUCAAUGCUGAGCUGUAGUGUAUUUUAGUAUGACUUUGACAUUUUGGAUUGGCUUGUUUGCUGCCUGCUGUAAGUUAAAACCAGAGUACAAAUCAGGGUCAUUUUAUGGUGAAACUGGUUAUGUAGUGACAGUGCAGGUAUUGAUCUGUUGUGUUUUUGGUUUAGAAAGAGAGAAGAUGCCUUCUGGUUAUCGCAAAAUGAUCUCAAUUUGAGACUGAUAGCAGUCUCAAAUUAGAUGCGAUUAUGUCCUGAAGCUGUAGGAGGUUUCUGUGCCUUCAGAGGUGGAGGAGGCUUUUGUGUUUUUGAGUCUUUUUCUGAUGUAGGUCAGCUGAUUAAUAAAAGCUGGUUUUCAUAUAUGCUGCUGUAUAUUUUUAAGGAUUCAGAUCUGACAAAUCUCAGUCACACUAAAGCAUUUGAGAAGGAGUAUCAGGAGCAUAAAAGUCUGCUUGAGAUUGCAUACAGAGGUGAAUUAAUCAUGUUAAAUUCAAAGAAAACUAUUAAACCAGGAGAGUCCAGGUCCAGUUUGCAAAGAUAAUGUUAGUGUGAAUUAUAGAUUUGUGAGUUUUCUAAGAUGAACAGCAUCAGAACUUCAGGCCAUUUCUUGCAGCUUGUCAGCCCUGCUCUGAAUCCUGACUUUAAACUACUCAUUGCUUGGUGUUUGCGCGGUUUGUCUCAUUCAGAAAAUAAAGAACUGUGUCAGCCCGUCUGUGUCCACACUGACAGAGAGAGGGAGAGAGGAGGGAGGGAUUCCCCAUGUUAUCCUGUCUCUUAAACAAUAACCAUUUCAAAUGAGACUGUAUGUGAUGAGGAGGGACUGUUGUCUGGCUUAAACCAACAAACACUCAUCGCUGACAGACUAGAGGAGAAAUUUGAUUCACAAACACACCGGGCAGUCAAGCCCAAAAAAGAGAGACAAGAUCCUCCCAAGAGCCAGAAAAUAGCUGACAUGGUGUCAAUGAACUGGUCUGAAAUGACUCUGAAAUUCUUGAUACAUUAUUGAUGAUGUUUUAAUCAGAAAUGCUUCAACAGAUGGACUUUUCUUUUUCAUUUUUCUUGGUAAACAAAGUGAGGGAGAUGCCAGGAUUAGAUGGUUUAACAGAAGAGUGCAGCAGGUAGUUGCAGAUAAUGAAGGUAUAAAUAUAUGGCUUUGGUUGACAACAUUAAUAACAUUCUUUGACCCAAACAACUACUUAGCAAAUGAUAGGCAGAUUAUUCAGAGUCCCCUCGUUGGCUUACUUAUUGAUUGGUUGCAACACCUGUCUACAGAAAGUGCAUCACUCUGGUUUUCUCUGCCAACCAGAUAAACAUCAGUUGCAUGUAGUCCCUGAACACUGGUCCACCUUGUAAAAGGAGGCAAGGACUCCCUUACAAUCUCAUUGGCUGUUCCUAAUGCCACCCAAAACUCCUUAACUAUUAUCAGCCCUGUCAGAGGCAGAGCUUGUGUUGUAAUUAAGUAGUAUGGAUUGUGCCAGAACAGGCUGUUGUAAAUUUUGUUGGAGUUAAAUAAAGUUUUUUUUUGCAAAUGUCACUGAAGGUGUGAAGGUUGCUGCUGGAAACCAUCUGCACAGACUUCACUGCUUUGUUUAUCUAUAAGCGCAUACGCGUGUGUGUGACUUAUGCGCUCCUCCUGCAAAGUCAACAUUGCGGUUUGGCCACCCUGGUCCCAAAAGUCUAUUCACACAUUUUUCUGUGAAAUCGUCAUCUUUAUUGAUCACGGUUCUCAUAACAUCAAACAUCAUUGCUCUAUCUUUUGUACGAUUAGUGUCAACUUCAACUGAAUCAUGUGCAUGUUAACAAUUCAAUGAAUAAAUACGAGAAAACAAAGUCAUGCAUUGCCAAUGUGACAACAUUUUCCAACACCUUUAGUCAUGAUAACAUAAUGUGUUUUUUUCUUCUUAUGACAGGAGUGCUCUGCACAAAAUUAUACUUAUAGUGCCUCCAAUGAAUCUAUUUUUGACAUGUUACCAUGAUCUAAAGAGUACCAGUAAAAUGAACUCAUGAAGGAAACAAUGUGCACCCUGCUGGCCUAUCAGAAUUUGGUGCCAAAAUACCAAAAUGGCAGCAGAGAAAAGGCCACAAAACACCCCAAGGAGUGUAUAGAAUUAAAGCAGCUGUCAAGAUCUGUUGGGAAAUUUGACAGAUAAUUCAAGUGAUUUGACGAGAUUAAAAAGAGUCCGUCUAAAUAGAGCUUUACACUUCCUUCAUACGUCAUGUGUAUAGUUUGCGAUUUUAUGCUUUUAUUUGCUUUAGAUCUGAAUUUUGCAUCAUCCUGGACAGCUUUCAGGUGUAUUUAUGAGCUUAAGGCAUGACUGCUUUUACCACCAGCUGUUACUGUCCUAUGUGAAAACCAACACAUGAGGCGACUCUGCAGAGAGAAAAUCCCAUCAAAUUUAAAGCCAAACAGCUCCAGUAAAUUCAUUUGAUUGAAACAUGAAAUGCAUCUGCUGCUGCAUUCUGUGUUUAUUGUCCUCGCGGCCUCAUCGUGAACGGCAGCGAGAACCAGCUGAAGCUUUUCCAUUAUGAGUUCACUGUGUUUGACCCUUUCAUCAUGUUCCCAGGCAUUAACAUGAGAUAACAAUGUAGGGAGAAUUUCCUAAGAUCCCACUUCAAAAUUGCAGAGAGACCAUAUGCUGCACAUCUGACAGGCAAUAAUUCAAUUUGAAGCAGCUAUAUUGCAUUUGGAAUGUAAUUCACACGAGCCAUUUCAGCGCCUCCUCUUCUGCGAUUGAAUGGGAAAGAAUUAGAGGCUGACUUUCAUGUGGAGAUGGAGCGUGUGCAGCCAAUUCCAAGUCUUAUUGACAGGAAGACAAAGUGACAGUGAGAAACGACGUCCCUGUGACGGCACUGCAUGUGUAAAUAGAAACCUUUUUUCUCAGCUUCACCAUCACGGUUAGAAAACCCCUCCCCCCUCUGAGAAAUCUGCAAAAUAACCUUUUUUAACCUCUUAAAAAUGAGCUUCUUCUUUGGGUCUUUGCUUGAAAAUUGCACGUAGAGUAUAUCCCUGCAACUGUAAGUCCAAUUUGAAUAAUGGGAGUAUCAUAAUAAAGGGAGCACUGGGAUUUGUUUGGAUGAAUAAGACUAAAUAUAUACAGUAAAUGCUACUAGGUCAGAGAAAAUGAAGAUGGCACUCAGCAUUAAUGAAAGAUUUUAUGUCAGUUGCAGCUACAAAUCUCCUGCAAACCAUCUGAACAAUAACUGUGCCAACAACUUUGAUGCUAAUAACGGAAAACAGAGACAAAUGAGAAAGGUAAUAGAUCUUUGGAAAUAUUAACAAUCAAUUAUGAAUGACUAUGUGGGUAGCAUGUAGCAUCACACACAAUAACAUAAACUAGGUGACCCAAGGAUAAUCUUCAUAUAAGGUCAUUCACACAGCACACAUAGCAGAUUUAAUUUUCCUAAAAAAAAACAAUUUUAGCACGAAUUUCUCUCUAGCAAACCAUCUGAACAUUACCUCUGCUAACUUUGAUACUAAUACAGUGAAACAAAGUGAAAAGAGAGGUUUUAGUACAGAGUAUUCAGGCGGAGCUUCCUUAGUGUGUUAGCAGUGAAAAGAUAAGCUAGGUGGUGCUGUGAUGAUUUCUUUUUAUUUGCUCAGUGCUGUUGUGUCUGGUUUAAGUAAUUUGAGCUUGUCGCCAUGUCUCUUCUAUUAAAUCUAAUGUGCUGCAUGAAUAUGAUUUCAAGUGAUCAGUGGGCUGUUGGAUGCUGUUUGUUGUGUAGCUCGCCCUGUUGGGCUCCACUCUCAAAUUCCCAUAAAUCUAUUUUAUUUUGAGAUGGUGAGGAGUGUUUUUUUCUCUCUCUCUCUCUCUCUCUCUCUCUCUGCUGGACCACUAAUCCUUUUCUGUCAGGUCAGACAACUUAGUGACCUGCCACUUGAGAUGAAACUAUUACUUCCCACAGUGACCUCGACACUUCAUCACAUCACACGAGUAAAGAAGAAGAGCACUCUCUCUCUCUCCCUCUCUCUCUCUUUCUCGCCCGCGCUCUCAUUUCCUCUCCGGUUUGUUGUGAGCGAGGGAAGAUUUAGCCUGCUUUGGAAUGGUGGAGCUCUCUGGCUCGCUAUUUGAUGUCGGGGUGAGAGAUAGAGAGAGAGAGCGGGCGAGCGAGGAUAGAAUAGAGUGGGUUUCAGUGUUGGGGGAUCAGAGCUGCUUUGGUUCUCCAGCUCUGUCUCUUUGAUCCAUAUCCCCAGGCCUGCCUGCCUGCCUCGCUAACUCAGGCCUCUGCUCGUGAUUCCUGACAACUGUCGGCCUGAGAUAAGGAGGUGGGGUGGGGGUGGGGGUGGUGGGGGGGCCCUCUCCUACCCCCCACCACCUCUUUCCUCGCCCCCCUAUCCUGCACACUGCUACCUCAUACACUUCUUUUAACAUUAAAAACCCACAUUUAGGCCAGGAAAUAUAUUCAAGAACCCCCUCCCUUUGAAAAUACAAAUACCCCCCUCCCUCCUCUACACCCCCACCUUCCUGCUCCAGUCCUCCUGCAGUUCACAAUGUGUUGACACGGCUGCAUGCACCUGAAUGUCAAUGAGUGCACUGCCUAAUAUUAGUCUCAGCUGCUAUUAAAAUUUGUAGUACUAAGCCCUUUGACUGGGCACGCUGUCAACUGGCACGCUCCCAUGUCAACAAAUCAAAAAGGAUGAGCACAUAUAUUUACAUCAUUCCCAUAAUGAGGAGCAGAGUGGGGGGGCACAGAAGGGGGAGGGAUGUUAAUUAGAAAUCGCCUGAAAAACAGAUGCAGCUUCAGUUUGGCACCAAGCAAAGCAAGGAGCUUUAUGGCAAAUAAAUAAAUAAUAAGACAAGACCUACUCAAGAAAGCUGCCAGAAAAGCAGAGGAAUUUAAAUCAUACCCACUGAUGGAAUGUUUGUAGGAUAUAUUUUUCUUUAUUUAUCACUCAGAGUCUUCUCCUCUCCUCCUCCUCCUCCUCCCUCUGUGGAAACUAAACAGAGCCCAGGGUGCUGUCUGACUGACUGAGUGGGUAGAAAAGUGUUAAGCCCCUCUAGUUCCCGAGGUUCAGAUGAACUGUAGGCGUUGACUGGCUGCACGAAGUCAGCAACUACAACCUCAAACUCUCAUCUGCUCUUUAAAGAACUCGUACCAUGACCACAGCCAAUGCUUCGUUCUGAUAGGCCAGGGGGGUGUGUAUUAUUCUCAGAUAACUUCACAUCCCUGAUGUAGUGUGUUCUUCUGCUCUGCAAACAUGUUGAUGCAACCUCUUGAAAAAGACAAGCUAAAGUUGAGUCAAAAGACACCCUGAAGUCAGCUGUCAGGGUUCGGAAUCAGGUCUUUUAGGUGAAAAUGGCCCCAUCAAAAACAGGACAAUCUCAGGAAAAAAUGACAAAAUGUGAGACCAGUGUGCAUGCAUAUGGAGCUGACAACACUAGACUUUGCAUGCAAGGCCAACAGUCCGUAAUAUCAUUUUGUUAUGAAGCACCACUGAAGGACAACGCUGUGCACAAAGGUGUUCUUUAGCAGAGUGGUGAGUGGCACAAACACAUUCUCCUUGGCUAUUUGACUGGGAAUGUACUCCUCAUGUGCUGGUCAGUUAUUGACCAAGUGAUAAUACUCAAUAAAAGGGUGUGUCACUAACAUUAAUGAUUGUUUUUUUUAAAAUAAGAAUUUGCCUAUAUAUUGAUCCUGUCUUUUUGAAUCAAUGCCCCCUUAGUAGUCCUCUGUGAAACAACAUGCAUUUUACUAAAGACAGUUUGAAACAGGAGUUGUGCAUUUUAUUUAUUAGCGCCUUUCUUGACACUCUCUGCUUUAGUGCACGAGCAUCUUUAAAGAAAGUAUCUCCUCCUCACCAAACAGACAUUUCUCCCUCUCUGUCUGUCUGAGUAUCUGUGAGCGGUCCAUCUCCCCGUGAUGCAUUCAGGGCCCAGCUGCCUGCUGUUUGCAGCAGCGCUCAGCCUGUCAGCCUCCAGCUGAGAGCCGUCACUCUGUUUAUUUACAUGUCAUUAUGGCGAGGAGGAGCAGAUAUUAAAGCUGUCAGCUGCUGUUUGACCUGACAUCCCUCAGUGGGCCAUCCUCCUGCUGUUUGAGCAAACAGCCUCUGUCUACUUCAGUCCUCUAACUCGACCCUAACACGCUCCAUAAAGAGCCUCUUGACCUGAAAUCAGUGAAGGUUUUCUGCUAGUUUGGAGUGAUAGGAAAGGUGGUCCUAGAGGGAAAAGCAGUGGAAUAAACGCACUCAAUGCAGAGGCCGUGAACACUGAGCCAAACUUUUACAAGGAAAAACCCAAAUAUGGUUGAUCCAAGUAUCCGAUAAUGGCAAAAUUGCAUUUCCUUGAUAGAAAAUGUGUGGAAAUGCUGAGAGCUGAUGGUGCAUCGAAAUUCUGCAGAAAAAAAAAUAGAAAAUUAAAACGCAAGUAAAAGCUAGUCUAAGUAGAAGCAGGGUUAAAACAAGUGAAAUAGCAGUGUAAGUGGUAUUAGAAAAUUACAAGCAAGCACAAUUGUUACUAGCAGUUCAGGUAGUAUUAGCAUUAGUAUAAGUAUUAGUAAAUGUAUAAAUUCAGCCCAUCUGUGUGCAUUUAAGAGGAAAAAAGUAUGAAAACUUGAAAAACUUACGCUUUAAAAAGAGCUAGCAGGAGGACAGAGGAUGAGCAGAGGAGUUAAAAAGAGAGGGAAUAGGAGGAGAAAGGGUAAAAAAGGAGAUUUAAAAUGCAGGAAAGAAGAAAAAAAAGGUGAGAGCUAGGAAGCAUUAAAAAAGUUAUAGAAAAUACAAGAAGCCUAGCAAGCUCGAAUAUUGUUGUUCCAAGUGUUUACAUGGCUAUAAAAGUUAUAAGUAAAGGUGCAAGAUAAAAGACCUGGUUAAUGUUAUACUGUAUAAGAGCAUUGACUGGAGAUGGAAAUACUUGUACAGUGUUCCUGCACCUGCAGGACAGACAUCCUUGUCUUCACUUUGAGCAGCUACAGAAAGAUUAUCCAAACUUCAGAGCCAUUUCUGUUUGUUAAAAGUAAUUCAAUGUUUACGUCUGUGUUGAAAUUGUAGGAUGAAGCUAGUUAUUGAACUUAACACAUUGUUAUAAAGUUGCAUUUAAGUUUGGGUCAGUAAAAUGACUGUCAGGCCAGGUUAAAUUAAAUGUCAUGCAAAAGCAAGACUCGAUUUGUUGAAAACACGUAGCUGUUUCAUUUUCCACCCAAAGAAGUUGGAGAAAGUAUUGAAAGUGAACCUGGAAAGGCCUUGGAUGGUUAAGGUGGCUGGAUAAUAAUAAUCAACAUAAAAUCUUAAGGAUCCCCUCCCUUCAAACAUGCUUGAUUUGAUCCAGCACUAAAAAUUUACACUUGCUGAGAAACUUGUCAGUCUAAUAAAGUUAAACGCCUGGGAUUGAGAUGACCUUGUAAACUUUUUUAAUCCAGAGUCCAUAAAUGGUUUGCUGUAACUUGUAAAAGUUGUGUUAAACUUCCUUCUCUGAUGUGAACUUUGAUUUUUCACUUUCAUUUGGGUGAAAUAUUCAUUUUUUUCUAUUAAUCUCACUUAAGCAACUUUCAAGGACUCCGGCAGAACUUUCCAUGUUUCAUGGUGUUACUUGCCCCUCAGGUUACAUCACAGGGACACACCGAGGUCAAUGUUAUUUGUCCCUGGAUUCAGUUUAUUUCAUCAGAAAAGGUAAAAUGAAAAUCCACUCUCACUUCAGUCAGGUUCUGAGUGCUUUUGUUUGUGACUGCAGCUCUGAAUGUUUUAAUAUCUCUUCUUCCUGACAUUGAAUUUGAUUUCUUUUUCAUCACUGAUGGGGGAGUUGGGAUUUUCAGGAUUAUGUCCUCUGACAAAAAACACAUCUGCUUGUAGUAAAAUAGCACAAGCUGAUUGCAUAAUUACCUCUGAUUGCAUCAGAUACUCAGCAUUCAACAGUGACGUGCUCAAUGCGCUUUGCAAUUACUGUCUGUCUGAUGAUUCAAUAGAAGAUAGUGAUAGAUCGUGUCUGACACCAGCUACAUGUCAACAUCAGCCUUAAUCCCAGCCGCUGUAUCCGCCCACAUCCGCAGCUCAACAUGACACUGUGAGGUGAAUCAUAAUGAAGCUACAUAUUAUUUAAAUGCAAAUAUCAUACAGACGUAUAGAGAAGUGAAAGUUAACAUCAAGAAUGACUUAAUCCUGGAUUGUCAAACAUGGUACUAUCUACCGCGCCACAGUACAGUCUGGUCUCAAAGAUCGCUCUUUAACGUGGACUACAGCUGAAAACACGGAGCAUAAAUUUGGUGUGUGAAGAAUGGUGAACAUGACAUGUUGUGAGUGGGUCGUCUACUCUUUGAAAAGUUGUCAUGUCUCUUUGCUGCACAGCAAAUCACACAAUAAAGACUGGGUUUCUAUUUCACAUACAAAACAUAGCCCUGCAAUGACAUGUCUUGUUUCCUUACAGCUGACAUGUAUGGUUACAGUAAAUCUGUAGGUAGUUUAAAGAAAAAUCUACCAUUUAAACCUGAGCCCUGUUAUUUUUAACAUAUUUUAAGGUCUUAAAGCCUGAAAAUUAUGUAAAGGGUUGGAUAGGGUGACCAUAUGUCCUCUUUUACCCGGACACAUCAUCUUUUGUAUGGAAGUUUUGAGUUUGUGUCUCGUGGACCUACUGAGUUAGAAGCGCAUAAAAACACUCAACCCAACCCGAAAAAUUCUCAAAAUUUACUUUGCGUGACUCCACCCCACCUAGUCAUGUCUCCUUUUUAGGGAUUCAGAAUAUGGUCACAUUAGGGUUGGAAAUCAUUAGGAGCACCGUGACCCCUAAAGACAGGUGUUCCAUCAGCUUCAAGAGCAAAGUCCACAACAUUGAGUUUUUGUGCAGCUCUGUCUUAUAUCAUCUGUUUUACCAUGUGGUGUCUAAAAUCUCCUUACAUACCUGUACAGUAGUUGAGAUCAGCCUAUGACCUCACCUGAAGUUCACCGGGGAGUAGCACCACCCUCACCACUUGUCACUUGGUGUCUUAAAUUGGGAAGUCUUUUUGAUUAGAUCAGCCCCCCACAUGUAUUUGGCCUAUAAUUUAACGUUACCGAAACAGCUUUGUUCCUGCUGCUUUUAUUGAAGUGAACAAGUUGUAGAGAUCUUACACAUAAUUUUGCACAAUUAGCACAUACUGCGGAGGUAUUAUUCACUUACUUAUUUAUGUUGUUUUUAAACUUGUUUUUACCUUGGUUUGUAUCUAGAGGUUGUUUAUUUGGGUGAUUUAUUUGUAUUUCUUUAUGUAUUGACAUUUUUCUCCCUCUCUUAUGUCUUGACUGGGGAGCCUUGGGGUGCUUUUAUCAUGUGUUCUGUUUUGUGAUUGUUUUAUAUUUGUACUGUAACUUGUAUAAAUAGACGUCAUCACUUUAUUUCACUGCAGAACAAAUCUACCUUCGGGUAUUAAUAAAGUAACCUGAACCUGAAUUUGAUAUACUAUGCAGCCAGUACAUUAGUAUAAAAUUUUAUCAGAUGUCACUGUUGUGUUGUUGUUUGUGUCAUGCAACCACUUUUCUUUAUAAAGAAGGAUACAUCAAGUGGCAGAGGAGCCACUUCUUAAUGCUUUUCUUGCUUAUUAGGUCAUUAUCAUUCAUUUAGUGAAAAUGGUUGUAUUCUAGCAGAGUUGGUAAAUACACCUUGCUGGUUUGAUUGAAAAGACUCUAAUGUAAGAGAGCAAUCCUGACCUUUGGAGGUGGUGGCACAGGUCUUCUUAGAUUAGAUCCAUCUGUGCUGCACAACUUUCAGUGCUACUCCAGGCAGGGCUCAGCCACAGUACAGGUAUCAGGCAGGAUGAUGAUAACAGAACAGAUUAGAUCUUUUACAUAUACCACCAUUUUCAUGUAAAUGUUCAUUACAGGAAUUCUUUCAGGAAUGUUUGAGGAGCUGAAAAGGAUUCUGGGCCUAGGAAAAAAACACAGUCAUUUCUGUUUGAUACAAUCCAAUCAUGUGCAUGUGGGAGGCAUUACAACAUGUUUCAUGGUUGUCAACUCCAGCAAUGUUAUGAAGCAAUUCCCACCUCAGCACCAACCUUAUAAUUUCAUUAGGAGUUUGUGGGGCCAAAAAACUGGCUGACACCGAGAGGUGAGAGAGAAAUGAAUUUCACCUGCAACAGAAACUGCUGUCAGUCAGUUCGCAUGGACAUUCGUGGAGUUGCAUUCAUUCGUUCUCUCAAAAAAGUGAUGAGAGUAGAUGUUAAGCGAAUAAUUAAUCUGUUAAGUGUCUACUUGUACACCUCCACCAAUCCCUGUUUAAAGCAGGCAUGAUUGAUAAAAGUUACAGAAAUUGUCACGAGAUAUUUCCAACCAAUUCCAGCACAGGACAGGCGUGAAGGGAAUCUGCUUCAGGUGGUUUUGUUAAUCCAAUAAGUACUUCCUUUGAAGAGCACUGUCACCUUUAGCCUUUCACAUUCACCUGCACCCGACUCUGUUUUAGGGCCUUAAAAUCCCGUUUUAUCUCUCAGCUCGCUAUUUUAAAACUCAGUUUGGUGUCAAGAAGCAAGCUGAGCUGCAGAAAUGAAUAAAUGACAAAAAGCAGAGCGCUGAAAUAUUGAGGGAGAGAUCUGAAUGUAGGAGAUGGUAAUGUGGGGCGCAGAGAUAACUCCUCCUCUCAUCUCUUCAUCUGCUAAAGACACCUCACACUGCAGGAGACGGAGACUUAUCCACCAUCUGUGUCUCUGUGGGUCUUAAGUUUCUCUAUCUGUCAUCCUUUGAGUGACCUUGGAUCCGGUACAGUAAAGCUUUACUGCACUCUCUUGUGCUGUUCAGUGCAUUUAGAUGAAUGAACAUUUUUUGUUUAAGCGUGAGUUUAUAGCUUUUUGGUUUUUUUUACCUUUAUUUGGAGCGUUGGCCCAGUUAAAUGUUUAGAGUUGAUCCUCAGUAAAAUCAAGACAACUCAAUAUGGGUCAAACAGAGGCUCAGUUCACACCGUAGACUGUAUGCGCCCGUCUGUCAGCUAACUCAGCAAACUCAUUGAUUAUUUUAAUCAAAAAAGAUGCAUCCAGAGUAAAACUGUUCCCUGUAAAAGCCUGCAAACAUAUUGAGCUCUGCUUUAAAAGGCAUUUUAAUAGGCUCUAAUGGGAUCUCUGUCACUUUUGGAACUACCUCAAGUGGACACUCAAGGAACUGCAGAUUUUUUUGAAUUGUAGUUUUUUUAUUUGGCUUCAUUUUUCAUGGUCUUGUGUACUUCAUUUUUUUAAAGACACCUUUUUUAAUUAUUAUUUGAUUACUUCAAGAUAUUAUAUUUCAAAGCAGAAGGGCAGUAAAGAAAGGGCUCAACCUUGCCUUUAUACUAUCAUGGGUGUGAGUGUGACAGUCAGUUGUCCAUACAAAUAGUAGAAGUUUAUUAUUAUUUGUUUUUACAGUAAUGAAUUUGGGCAGCUGACUUCAUAGUUUAUACAGAUACUUUUAAAUACACUGUAUAAAUGCUUAAAUUCUGCUCAUCCAGUGGGAACAUUUUUACAUGAACAAAAAGGGAAAGCCAGGACUCUGAGAAUGACUCCCAGAGUUGAAUUCAUUGAUAUCACAUUUGGUGUCUGGUAUGGAUGAUACAAACCUUUGAUUUGCUGAUAUCUUGUGUUUGAAGCAGUAUUAUAAGAGCAUUCUUUGUUGUUUUUUUUGCUCAAUGUGGAGCCAUUUUCCAGUCUUUAUACUACAACUUACAGAGAAUAAUGUGUAUAGUGCGUUUAGAGAUGGUAAACAAACAACUAAAAGUAUCAAAACCUGUUGUUCGGAUUCUGGCUCUGGUUUCUGUUUGAUCCAAAGGAAUAGUGCCCAGAACCAUAGAGGUAUUAACCUAGUGGUUAAAACGAACUGGAUUAACACACACUCAAGCUGUGAAAGUUCCUAUUCAGUAAUUAUGUGCACACAUUUUAACACACUGGUCACCUCCUGGAUACUGUCUGAGUGAAAUGCAUGCUGGGACUGUUAAGGAGCCAUGUAUUAGCUCCUGGCUGCAGCGUCUGUAAGAAGCGCUGCUAUCAGUGAGCUGCAGCUGCAGAAACAGUCUGAGCUCAGACACCAACAAAGAAGAGGGUUUCCUCUGACACGAGCAGAAACAAAACAAGGCUUCAUUAAAACAGCCGAGGACAUUUGAAUAAUAAAAAAGGAGGAAGUCUUUGUCUGGAAUGAUUAUUUAUCUGAAAGGAGGCAUAUUGUGUUCAUUUACACUUCACUCUUCUCCAUUUAUUCCUGUUUUCUUAGAGGGUUGGAAAACACCUCAUUUUACUGUCACACUUUUACAAUGUUGGUAUAAAGUCAGAGUUUUGAUGAAGUUAAUGACUCCUACAAUUAUUUUGAUUGUUUGAUGUGAAGGAAUGACAAGUUUAAGACUCAUGCAUACUGAAUAUGAAAAAGUAGGAUGCAGCUUUUUAUGAGGACGUGGUAAAUUUGCAUGUUUAUAUGCAAAUCCAGAAACCCCACUUGGGUCAGAAUCUUUCGAUUAGCCAAAUAAAGAGGUAGACUUGGUCAUGUGUGCAGAAUACUGUAGCCUAGCUUGCAGGCCGGUUUCUCCAGCAGGUCUAUAAAGUAGCUACAUACUUUCUAGAUUUAGCUGUUUACUUAUGUUAAGUUUACUUAUGGGUCUAAGCAUAAUUUAAAGGUAGUUAUAAUCUCGUCCUUACAUCUAAAUCACCAUUUCUUAUGUGCUGAUAUGAAGUUACAGGUUUCCUAGCUGUUUGUUUCAACUCUGAGGAAUAAAUCGCAAACAAUUUGUUGCCUUUUAUUAACCUGGUGGUCCUGUUGGUGUUGGCUCAGCUUCAGACAGAAAGUGGGGGAUGGGGGGAGGAGAGGAAGGUUUGCAGAGAGACAGAGGUUGAAGAGUAGAGCCUCCAGGACCCCAGGAGAUGUCAAAGCUCGACUUGAGCAAGGAGGUGAGGGGUUUCGAGCUGUCUGACACCUCCUUUCAGGGCAACAAGGAGGUGGCCUGUCACCGCAGAGCCGCCCUUUGUGGAACUUGAAAGUGGAAAAUUAUCCAAAUCUUCAUAUUUAGCAUAAACUCACUGACUUCAAUUAAAGGUGCUUGGAUUACUGGAGUGAAAUAUUUUGACAACGAAUGCAAGAAAAAUUCCUCCGAGUAGAGAAGAGACAGAAGGUUGUGAACUGAACGGUUGAUUUUACUGCUACAAACUACAAACGUGCAAUGUUCGCUUUCUUUAACACUUAAUUUAGGGGCUUGUGUGGAAAGGACAGAAUACACACAGAGUUUUCACAUAUUUUCAUCAUUCAGAGAUAAGGCGAGUUAACACACAGUUGAGCAAAUUUUAAUUGUUUGUUAGGAGGCUGAAGAACCAGGUUAGGGAGUUGAUAAUGGCAGAGCACAAGCGGAGACCAGAAAUCUCGUAGCUUUGCUGUAAUGGGAGGAUGUAUUUGUCUGGUGACUGUGACAGUGAUGCAGGCAAGUUGAAAUUAGCAGAAAGAUGUGCUUUAAAAUGACAAUUAAGCAAUUAAGAAAAUAAAGGCAAUGUGGUUAUGGGAAUCAAAAGGGUUUAUCCUCUGGGUAGAAGGUGUGUUAACUUGGGAAACCGCCUCUUUCAUUAUGUGUCUUAGGACAUUUUAAUGGGAUCAAACAUGAUUCUGAGAUGUCUACCAAAACCCCAAAUGUUUCUGAGUAUACUGUCCAGAAACAGCCUCUGAAAGCGUGUUGUUUUUCUCUGUGUUUGCAGGUGAUGAGCAUCCUCAGUAACCCCAGCGGCGUUUCCUCACAGCCACAACACGACUUCUCCAUCUCGCCGCUCCACAGCGCCCUGGACUCCUCUCCGUCUAACACCAUCUCAGCCAGCUGCAGCCAGCGUUCAGCCGAGGCGUCCAUCAAGACGGUGGACAGCCUCCCAUCGUCCCAGUCCUAUUGCCCCCCCACAUACAGCACCACCAGCUACAGCAUGGACCCCGCCGUGGCUGCAGCAGGAUACCAGUACAGUCAGUACGGCCAGAGUAAGUCCUGCUACAUCAGAUAGUCUCUUCUCUACACUCCUUAAAUCCAGAGUUGUUUAUUCUUUUACCUCCACUGUUGCUCAUGGUUUGCAUCAUGGGCCCCUUUGGGGGAAGAAACGCUUAGUCACGCUGAGUCAUGGAACAGCAGGCGCCCAUGGUAGGGGACUUUGAGAACCAUGCAAAAACCUGUGCCUCUGUCCAGCAAAAUCUUAUUUUUAGGGCCAACUUUCAAACAGAUCAAUUAAAUGAUCUCUAUUAGGAGAAAUAGGCAGCAAAUUCAGAAACACAUGCAGGAGUCUUUAAUGAAUGCAAAGAUGGAUAAAUGUGCUGCAAAAAGAAUGAAUGACUACAACUGAAAAGGUGCUGUAAUGACAAUAUAUGCUAAAUUUAAACAACACAAACUAAAAAAAAAAACUACAACGAAAUAAGAAGACCUCCAGAUUCUCACCAGCUCCAGGCCUGUAGGGGGCGCUCAGAGGAGCAGUUAGUUAUUAACAGGAGAAAAUGAAGAAAAAGUAGAAGCUAAAUUUAUUGGUUGUCAGAUCUGCACUCCAGCAGUCCAGGUACUAUGAGGAAUUAGCUCUGAUGUCUACUGGGGAAAAAAUCAACAUUUAUUCCCCACAACUUUUCCUUUGGACUACUUUUAUUUUUUAGCUCUGCUCAGUAAAGUAGCCUCUGCUUUAACUGGUUACAAGAGAGAGAAACCGAUAUCAGCAACAAGACCAACAGUUUCGUUAUUGUAAUUUUAUUAUGUCUGAAACUGCUUCCGGGGCAUCAGGGUCAGUCUUUUACUUACAAUUUCAACAGGAAGUUUUGACAAAAAAUUAAUUAAUUUAACUGUUCAAAGAUGGCAGGUGAGAUCUGUACCUUACUAUACACAGAACAAGAUUAACAGGGCUAUAAGAUUGCCUGCAGGGGGCGCCAGAACUGUCAAAACUAAAAGUCUCCCACAGCAUCUUCCAAGAGUUUUCACCAAGAAAAUCAGUUCCCGUCACUUUUAACCUGAUCAGUUAAGUGUAAAGGAGCUCUUUAGUGGUGAUGUCUUUACUUGCAGUGUUUUCCCCUGGCUUACUAUUGUCAUCAAGUCAAAUAAGCCUAAAUAACAGAGCCAAUGUUUAGCCCAGUCUUUACAAUAUUAACAUGUUUGCUGAUUUUGUUGGAUGUUUUUGGCCUUCUGAAGCAUGUGUCUUUAUUUUAAACGUGUUAGAUUUGGACUUCUGAAUGUCUAGAUGUGCUUCGUUUCUGUUAUUGUAGCAUAUUUUUCUCUAUAAAGAUCGUCUGGGCUUUUUGCAGGAUGGUAAGCCUUGUGUGUAAAUCAUGAGUUGUGGAGUGUGGAUUUGGUGUGUAAGAAGGAGGCUGUCUUUAAGUUUUCUGCAUGUUAAUGUUGAUUUCAGGUUUGUAAAUGUUCUCUGCCUGAUAAACACUUUCACUGCCAACAUUGCAGCUAUAAGAUUCAGGUAAUAUGUGAUUUCUUUACAUAUAGACUCGGUGAUGCUGUAGGUGAUCCUCAGUGAUGUGACGUCCGUGGCCCUCCGCCUCCACCUCUCCCUCCUGCAGACAGAUUUAAACGUUUACGUCAGACUUUUGACUCUUCUCUUGUUCUACUGCAGGAAGCUCCUGACAGAUUAAAGUACAUACUGUCAGGAUAGCUGAGGUGUGUGAGCUUGUGUGUGCUACACCUGCGUAUGUAUGUGUAUGUGUGUGUGUUAUCUGAUAGGCUCUAUCUACGAGGCAGAGGACUCUCAGUGUGACUGCUCAACAGGGAUUUAGGGUAUAAACCUGGUUGACAGGAAAAACAGCUUCCUUUAGAGGGCCUCACUAAACCCUUGUGAAACACAAACACACACACUCACACACUUACACGCACACACCGCUCCCCCACUAGCUGUCUGGGUGACUGGCAUCUUGGCAGACAGACCUGCCCACCCAUAGGUGCUCUUCUUUCUCUCCUUCCUCAGCGCAGAGUGACAGCCUCCUUUCUAUACACGCUAGCAUCCUAACUGACAUGCCUUACUUAUCUCCCCCCACGAUAGCCACAACACACACACACACACACACACACACACACACACACACACACACACACACACACACACACACACACACACACACACACACACACACACACCAUGUCACAUCACAUCUGCUGUCAGCCCUCCUCUCUCCUGCCCCAUAAAAGAGAAGUUAUCAGCAGCUGAACCGGGGAGGGGCGACAUGCAGCUCCGAGAGAGGAAAUAUGCUGAGCGUUAAUGCCGGCUUUUUAACAGAAGCUCUUAUUCUGGAGACUACCGACCCGUGUGUCUGUCUGUCUGUCUGCCUGUCUGUCUGUGAUGACAAACUGUUGGCUGCUUUUUUCUGUCCGUCUGUCACACCCAGUGUUCAGUUGUGAUUGGACAUGAAACAGGCUGUCCUCAAACAAAACAAACACACAUUAGAGGAUGAGUCUGAUGAUUGUUUUUCUUCUUCUUCUUAACAAAUCCUGUGAGCAGAGCCAACCACAGUGAAAGCUAACUUUCAAGAGCAGUUUUUGUGAAGCCAUAACACACACUGACGACACUACUUAGAGUCCUUGAAACCACUCUUGUACUUUAUAUAUUUGUACUUCAGAUAUGUUUUUCAGAUCAACCCAAACUCCAAAUUUUAAAUCUGAUGUUUAAUUAGAAAUAGUGCACAGAAAACAUCAAAUGGAGUCAAGGGGUCAAACCAGUCACUGCUGCAAUGAGGACUAUAGCCUCAGUACCUUGGGCAAAUUGGACCACUUGGUCAUCCGCGCCCCAGUCUUCCUUCAAAAUAAAACGAGAUAUAUCUUAAGAUAUGUUUUGUUGAUAUUAAGAGACACGUUCAUGAAAAAUAAAAUGUUUUAUUUCAAGAACUUGACCACUAAGUUUUUGUCAUUGAUUUUUGUGGUAAGAUUUCUUUUUUUUUUUAAUACUCUUGUUCUCCUUUACUCAUUAAAAGCAAAAAAACCUUUUUCCUGGACUCAACAAAAACACUUGUAAAGAUUUGAGUUUUGACAGUGCAGAAAGGCAGAAAACUUGGGCUCUUGGGCAGGUCUUUGGGCUCUCAGGAAACACAGCAUUGAAAAUAGACUUGACUCUGUAGUGGAAAUCACUGCAUGAGCUCAAAAUCACUUUCAAAAACCAGACAACUGUACAGUCCAUGGUCUUGCCUUGAGGAUUUAUUGAUGCAGCUGUUCAGGAACAUUUAAGCUGUAUACUUGUUCUUAAAAAUCUCAAUGAAGUGCAAAUACUUUUAUUUAAAAUCAAAAUCAGCAAAAGUAGAUGUUCUUCUGUCAGACCAUCACUAACUCUCCUCUCGUCUCUCUCUCCAGCUGCCGUGGAUUACCUGGCCAAGAACGUCAGUCUGUCCAGUCAGCGCAGGAUGAAGCUGGCCGACCACUCGGCUGUUCUGGGACUGCUGCAGGUUGAGACCGGCCAGGCCUACUAGUACUCACCUAAACCACAUGACACCUGGUCACCAGCACAACCCGCACCUCCAGCUAUCAUUCACACAAGUCUCCCAGAGAGAGAAAGAGAGAGAGUGAGUGUGUGUGUGUGUGAUUCGUAGUCAUACUUUGUUUAAUAUCUCUGCUCCUUGUGGGUUUCAGGACUGAUUGAUGCAGCUGUUUAAGCUUUAAACUUUCCUCUUGGGACCGACCAAAUCUAUAACACGUCAUUCCACUUUUAGUCUUCAUUUGUUAAUGCUGCACCCCAUUUCGACACUUUUAUUUGGACGACUAAAACUGAUCUGAUUUCUGCUCAUGGAUGCUACCUCACAGUUUGUUUUCCUGAUUGCAGCCGUGUGUGAGAAACUGAAGCAAGCAAAAACUACAUUUCCAGCUGCUUUCAUUAAGAAACCAACAUUAAAAAGAAAUCUUAGCUGAGGACUAAGAAAUUUCAGGAUUUGUUUUCCACCUUGAGACAAAUAAAACAUCGGGGCACCCCUGUCUACUUUCUACCUGUAGACUUACAAACUUCACAGAUUCCACAUAUCAGCAGAAAAUAUUGGCAGCUCAGAUAUGAAGGUUACAGGUACCUCUGUGUGGAUGUGUGAGUGUGAGUUUGUGAGGGAGAUAAACACCUCUGGAGCAGACUGAUAUGGACUAUUUCAGCCAUUCCUGAAGAGAUGUCUCUAUUCUGACGGUGCAGCCCCUCUUAUCAACAACAAGACCUCCUGAAGAGCUUUGCCAAGAGUUGGAGGUCAGACAAGCUCCUGACUGAGCAGCUGACUUUGAGCGAGACGAUCGCUCCCCACGCGGUUGGAGAUGGACGUUUCUCCAGGCAGCUUAGGACCACUUCUUUUUCCUUCAGAUUCCACUUCAUCUCAUGCCUUUUUAUUAUCAAUAAAAAAAACAGCCCAGGGUAACACUAUGACAAACUAAUGAAGAAACUGUUUAUGAUCGUAUAACGGGUUUUAUUUUCCAAAUGCAGAGAAAAAAAAAGACAUUUUUUUUUACUUCUUUAAAAGUUAAGUUUUAAUUUGUGAUUUUCCUUUUAAGUAUAUUUAUUAUAAUAACAUUUAAGUGAAGGAGCCUCCAUUUCCUGAUCCUCUUCUGUUUUCAACCCAUUCUUACCGCAAACUUGUCAGAUGUGGCAGCUUGGACAGUAUCCCAAAAUAUUACGCUGUGGUUCCCUUGCAAAAUUUCUGGACAUUAUUUUGACGUGCCACUGAAAUCAUGUGGCAUAUAGUAACUAAUGCACCCUGACAGGUAUGAUAUCAAUAUAAGCUUAUUAGUGAGCCUUGUAACAUCUUUUAUUCGAACUAUUUGUACCCUAAACAAAAGCUUUGACUGAGCCUACAAUAACCAAACUGUUAGCCAAAAACAAGUAGAUGAUUGUUGCAUUUCUUUACCUCACAAAUCUCAAAUGUUUCUCAAGUUUAACUCAACAUUGUUGUCCUACAAAAGCUCCUUUACUGCUUUAUUAGGAGUCUGGAUAUCUGCUGAUGUUUAUCGAAACCAGUCCUCUGUCUGUCCUUUAACCAGCAAACAAAAGUCACACAACUGAAAGAAAUAACCGCUUAACUAAAUUGCAGAGAGGAUAAUAUUUACCUUGACAUCUGAGAGGUCCUUCAGAGUGGAAAACAGUCCUAACUCUCUUCCUGUGCAACAGUUUUUAUUACAGUUGAUAAAGUCCACAUCAUGCAGUGUCUAUGCAGAUGAAACAACCCAAACCUCUUUCUGCAUUUUACACUGGUAUCCUGGCCCCUGUCAGAAGGCAUACCUAAACUUUAACUGUCUUUAUGUCCAAGAAUUUCACAGUUUGGAUACACAGAUUGUCAUGUUUUAAAGGAUACUGUCUGGGCGGAUUAAUUUGACAAGUUGGAGGCGUGAACAAAAAGACUUUUCAAGUAUGAUAAUGAUAUAAAAUCAACACUAAACAGUCUUAAAAACACUCACUGUUUCCCAUCAGACCUUUAUAUGAACACUGUAUUUUUAUUUGCUCUAUACUUAAUGAGUUGGAGUCCAACUGUGGAUCAGAAAUCGUUUACAAUUCCAAAACCUUCCCCAAGGUUUCUUUAGACUAAUUUUCCUCACUUUUUUUAUCACCUCCGUCAACCAAAGGGAAGCUCCUUAUCAUUCCACUUCAUCAUGCUCUGGACAGGAUCUUUUGAAUAUCUCUGGACAGGAGAAACAUUUGUACCAGGACGCCUAAGGUUUAUGUGCUGGGGAAGACCAAACAGAGGAAUAUUCCCCUUUUUAUCAUUCCAUACAUAAGAAAUACUUAAACAAUCAAAAUAUGCUUUUUCAUAUAAGUUCCUUUUCUUUCUUUGAUUCUUUUUUUGUAUUUAAUGCCACGUCAGAGGUGCACUCAUGAACUUAAAGAUGAAUCUGAACUGAGUUUAACUUCAUCUUCAUUCCCACUGGAUGCUGGUGUCCAUGUGUUUUACUGAUGAAGGCAAUCAUCUCUGUCUGACGGAGGAUUUUGAACUCCUCUGCACCUCCAGGAGAGCCAUGUCCACUCUUUGGACGCUGGCUGUGUUACCUUCUACCUUGUGUACAUAUAUUUUUUCAAUGACAUCGAACCAAGGGGAGCAUCAAGGAUCAAAUGUACAGACUUGCUCCCUCAGCCACGCCCCUUCCUGUUUACCUCUUGGUCCUUUUCUCUGCUUGUUUUGUUCUGCUUUCUGUUUGGCAUGUGUGUAUGUUGCCAUAGUAUAAUUUAUUCUACCUGUAGAACGUAUUAGACUAGUGAGAAAUUUGUAUUGGCAUUUACUCCCCUCAGCCUCUUGCUGUGUCGACUGUAACACUGGCGUAACUGUCUGUUCAUUAAAAGCUCUACAACUGGACCAAGAA
Molecule: messenger RNA, 56182 nt
Organism: Xyrichtys novacula (pearly razorfish)
Lineage: Eukaryota; Metazoa; Chordata; Actinopteri; Labriformes; Labridae
Source: the annotation of a GenBank genome assembly